Molecule: messenger RNA, 57103 nt
Organism: Galleria mellonella (greater wax moth)
Lineage: Eukaryota; Metazoa; Arthropoda; Insecta; Lepidoptera; Pyralidae
Gene: Kettin
Product: titin
Exons: 49
Coding region: 265-56721 (18818 amino acids)
Molecular function (GO): protein binding
Source: RefSeq, a predicted model, not a curated record
CCGAGCGAGCAGCGCCGGCGCAGCGCGCGCGACAUCAGCAUCGCACUAUCCGCUAACUAUUCGCAAUCGACCGACGUCUUGGUUGUUGGACUUGGGUUAUAAUGACUUAACUUCUGCUAAAUGAACCCGUGGACUAGUAUAAGUUUUUCGCAGUGGCGUAUUUAUUUAGAAUCGGGCGAGCGCCGAAGCGACGUUUAUCGUACGAUAAGGACUAGUAGCGUCGAGUGAGAGUUUUUUUGUGCGUUGUGCUGCGGUGGCGGCGUGAUGGAGAAGCAGUCGAGGUGGUCGGAGCAGCGGUCCGAGCAGCGGUCCGAGCAGCGGUCCGAGCAGCGGUCCGAGCAGCGGGUGCAGCAGCACUCCGAGAGGCAUGAGCAGAUCGUGCAGCAGCAGGAGCGCGUCCAGCGCACCGAGCACCACUACACCCGGCAGAUGCUCACACAACAACAAGUGGAGAGCACUGGCGAUCGCUUGCCCAUCACCGUAGGCAGACCCGGUGAUCCUUCACCGCCAAUAUUCGAACAAAUCUUCAAAAAUGCAAGAUUUGCACAGGGCGGAAAUGCAAAAUUCGAGGGAAAACUGAGAGGUAACCCAACACCUGUAGUGUCGUGGACUAGAAAGAAAGCACCACUAGUAGAAUGUAAUAAGUACAGUAUGAGCUACAAUGAACAAACCGGUGACGUGUCGUUGCUAAUUAAACAAAUCGGGCCAGGUGAUGAGGGCGAGUACACAUGCACGGCUCGCAAUCAGUACGGCGAAGCGAUUUGUUCAGUGUACAUACAGCCUGAGGGAGUCCCUGUACCUGCUCAACAGUCUUCUCAACAACAGAGCUACCGGCAUGUCAGCGAAAGUGUCGAACACAAAUCGUAUGGCACUCAAGGAUACUCUACGGAACAGUCCCGGCAAAUGCAAAAAAUUGCCUACACCAAUGGUUCCGAUUACUCUUCUACCGAGGAUUUCAAAGUCGAUACAUUUGAGUAUAGACUUUUGAGAGAAGUAUCCUUCAGAGAAACUAUCACCAAGAGAUAUAUCGGAGAAUCUGACAUUCAUAUUAGCACAGAAAUUGAUAAGUCCUUGGGUCCUGUAGCCCCGCCUAAAAUAUCACAGAAACCCAGAAAUUCUAAACUUCAAGAGGGAGCUGACGCGCAAUUCCAGGUACAAUUGUCUGGUAAUCCCAGACCACGGGUAACAUGGUUCAAGAACGGGCAGAGGAUAGUCAAUUCGAAUAAACACGAAAUAGUAACGACACAUAAUCAAACGACACUUAGGGUAAGAAAUACACAAAAGUCUGAUAUUGGCCACUAUACUUUAUUAGCUGAAAACCCCAACGGGUGUAUUGUAACGUCGGCGUAUCUUGCCGUCGAAUCUCCUCAAGAAACAUAUUUCCAAGAUCAGAAGUCACAAUAUAUUAUAGACUCACAACAAACAGGGUAUGAAGAAAGAGUAGAAGUAACUGAAAAAGCUCUCGCUCCGCAAUUUGUAAGAGUCUGCCAAGACCGCGAUGUAACGGAGGGCAAAAUGACGCGAUUCGAUUGCCGCGUCACUGGCAGACCUUACCCAGAAGUCACGUGGUUCAUUAACGAUAGACAAAUUCGAGACGAUUAUAAUCAUAAGAUAUUAGUAAACGAAUCUGGUAAUCAUGCACUUAUGAUUACAAACGUCGAACUCCGUGAUAGCGGUGUGGUAACGUGUGUUGCGCGCAAUAAGAGUGGAGAAGUAUCUUUUCAAUGUAGACUGAAUGUAAUUGAAAAGGAACAAGUAGUCGCUCCUAAGUUUGUUGAGCGUUUCAGUACCUUGAGUGUUCGCGAAGGCGAACCUGUAGUAUUAAAUGCACGAGCAGUCGGCACACCCACACCACGAAUCACAUGGCAGAAGGACGGCGUACAAAUUAUACCCAAUCCAGAGUUACGAAUUAAUACCGAUGGUGGGGCCUCGACGCUGGACAUUCCGCGAGCCAAGGCGUCGGAUGCGGCAUGGUACCAAUGCACCGCCCAGAACGUCGCAGGUUCCACCGCUACUCGGGCAAGGCUCUAUGUCGAAGUACCAAAAGAGCCUCCGCCUGAGCAAAAGCGUCUGCACUUACCCCGGCCUACAAAGAUCAUUGAACCAGAACCUGCUCCUGGACCAGAAAUCAUAUAUUUGAGGCACGUGGAAAGAGCAAGACCUUAUAUUCCUCCAGGAGAGGAAGACCGAGUAUAUCCUCCACCACAGUUUAUCGUGCCACUCAAAAGUGUUACGCAGAUGGAAGGUGGCAAAAUUCACUUUGAAACGAGGAUAGAACCGGUAGGCGAUCCAACGAUGAAGAUAGAAUGGUUGAAGAAUGGACAAAGUAUUGAAGCUAGUUCUAGGUUUACAUCAAUAUUCCGAUUUGGUUAUAUUUCUCUAGACAUGCUCAGUCUUAAUAUUCAAGAUAGUGGAGAAUAUACUUGCCGCGCGACUAGCGCUACAGGAGUUGCUGAAACGAAAGCUAUAUUACAGGUAACACCGAGAGCUACUAUUGAAAGAACAAGUCAACAUCCGCAAAGUCUACAAUAUAUUCAGCAAUUAGAAGAUUACUCAAAGUACCAGCACCAAGAAUCGAUCGAAGAACAAUCGUUACAAAGGCCACAAUUUAUAAGGCCACUACAAGACCUCGGUGAACUUCAAGAAGGAAGAAAUGCUCACUUUGAAGCGCAACUAACUCCAGUUAGUGAUCCUACGAUGAGAGUAGAGUGGUAUAAAGAUGGAAGACCCAUUACAGCCAGCUCGCGAAUCACGUCAAUCUUCAACUUCGGUUACGUCUCCCUUAACAUCAUGCACCUACGGGCUGAAGAUGCAGGUUCGUACACAGUGAGGGCUGUUAAUAAAUUGGGUGAGGCCAUUAGUACCGCUAGUAUCAGAGUAGCAGCUAGGAGUACAGUAACUGCAGACCUCGGUAUACCAGAACAGCGCCGAUACAUCGAGAAGACUGAGCAAUUAGAAGCUUAUCAACAACAACAACACCAAAAAUAUUAUCAGGAAGUCCCUGAGAGUACUCAGAGACCAGAAUUUAAGACUCCUAUUAGGGAUCAAGUAAAUAUUAAGGAAGGUGGUUUCGCUCACUUCGAGGCUCGACUAGAACCUGUGGGAGAUUCCACUUUAAGAGUAGAAUGGUUAAAAGAUGGACGUCCUGUCGAAGCAAGUUCAAGAAUAACUACAUUCUUUAAUUUUGGUUAUGUAGCACUAACUAUAAAAUCAGUGACCGUACACGAUGCCGGCCAUUAUACUUGCAGAGCCUAUAAUGCACUAGGCCAAGCAACAACUAAUGCGAAUCUAUCAAUAGUAACAAAGAAAGAUAUUAUUGCGGAGUCACAACAUCCAGGCGGUUUAGAAAAAAUACAACAUCUUGAAGACUCGAGCAAAUAUAUGAGAAGAACAGAAGAAGAAACAAGAGUAACACAAAAACCUCGAUUUUUGGGACCAUUGAAAGGUACUAACAAAAUUGUUGAAGGACAGAGUGCACAUUUUGAAGCAAGGGUUGAGCCACAAAGUGACUUGACCAUGAAUGUGGAGUGGUACUUUAAUGGAAAACAAAUUAAGACUGCAAAUCGUAUUCAGACAUACUAUGACUUUGGGUACGUCGCGUUGGAUAUUAGUAGCGUGCGUGCUGAAGAUUCCGGCGUGUAUACUGUUGUUGCUCGUAAUGCAGCAGGAGAGGCGCAACUUAGCGCAUCUAUGACAGUUGAAACGCGAUCGAGUAUUGAUACGUCAAGUAUUCAUCGUGGUUUAUAUGAAAAAACCAGACAAAUAGAAGAAUCUAAAUUUGUGGAACCCAUGUACCAAAUUGAAGAAAUCUCAAAAUCUAAACCGGUUUUUGUACAACCUCUCUCAGAUCCAGCACCGAUUUCUGAGGGAAAGAAUAUUCAUCUUGAAUGUAGACUAGAACCAAUGGGUGACCCUACAAUGAGAGUAGAAUGGUUCCACAAUGGCAGAGCCAUAACAGUAGGUUCUCGAUUUAGGACUUACUAUGAUUUUGGAUUCGUAGCAUUAGAUAUAAUUCAUGCUACAUCGGCUGAUACAGGAGAGUACACUGUUCGAGCUGUAAAUCAUUUAGGAUCCGCUCACACGUCUGCAAUGGUACGUGUUAUUGAGAGGUCAGAUAUUUUGACAGAAACACAAAACGAACAAGCUAUUGAACAAAUACAAAUGCUGGAAGAUGCUGCUAGAAGAAGCAGACAAGUACAGGAAGAUAUUACCGUAAUGCAGGCACCUCAGUUCUCAAGGGCAUUGCAUAAUAUUGAAACUAUUGAAGGCACCAAUGUACAUUUGGAAUGCAGAUUACAACCUGUUGGCGACCCUACAAUGAGAGUAGAAUGGUUCUGUAAUGGCAGACCAAUCAAGACAGGGCAUAGGUUUAGACCUGCUUAUGAAUUCGAUUAUGUGGCUCUUGACUUAUUAAGUGUUUAUCCAGAAGAUUCUGGAGUUUACACUUGCCAAGCUACAAAUCAGCUAGGUGAAGCAGUAACUUCAUGUGCGUUGCGUGUAAUUGCUAAAAAGGACUUAAUAUUUGAAUCACAACAUCCAUCGGGACUAGAGAAAAUUCAGUAUUUGGAAGACGCCUCAAGAUAUAAGAAAUCUGAAGUUAUAGAUGAAUCUAUAAAUAUCAAACCUCAUUUUGUAACCAAACCUAAAUCUAUAGAAAAUGUGAUCGAAGGAAACCAUGUUCACUUUGAAUGCAAAUUGGAACCAGUUACUGAUUCCAAUCUUAAAGUAGAGUGGUUUAAGAAUGGACAACCUGUUACUAUUGGUCACAGAUUCAGACCUAUUCAUGAUUUUGGAUACGUAGCACUGGAUAUAAUUGAUUUAAUUGCUGAAGACUCAGGUAUAUAUACUUGCAGAGCUGUAAACCUUGUGGGUACAGACGAAGUAAGUUGUAGAUUAACUUGUCGAGGAACAGCUGAUAUUGUUAGAGGUACACAAAAUGAGGCUGGAUUGGAGCAAAUUCAUGUAUUGGAAGACAGAUCUAGAUAUCAGAGAAGUGAUUUUGUUGACGAAGUCACUACACAAGCUCCUAUUUUCACGACAUCUUUGAAAAACAUUGAAAUAAAAGAAGGCCAACGUGCACAUUUUGAAUGCAGACUCAUUCCAGUCUCAGAUGCAACGAUGAAGGUAGAAUGGUAUCAUAACAAUAAACCUCUCAAAAGCGGUUCAAGGUUUACAGAAACAAAUAAUUUCGGUUUCGUAGCUCUUGAUAUAAUGUCUUGCUUACCUGAAGAUUCUGGAACUUAUACUUGUAGAGCCAUAAAUGCUCUCGGAGAAGCAGUUACAUCAGGAAUUGCAAUUGUACAUUCCAAAAAAUCUAUAUAUUUGGAGUCUCAACAUGAAGGAGCCUUGACAAGGUUAACUCAACUUGAAGAUACAUCAAGGUAUCAAAGGCAUAGCGCACAAGAUGAAAUUAUUACUCAAGCACCAGUAUUCACGAUGCCUAUGAAAGAUAUAAGAGUAGCCGAAAAUCAAGCCGCACACUUUGAAGCGCGACUUAUUCCUGUGGGUGACCCAAAACUACGGGUAGAAUGGCUGCGUAAUGGUGUACCAAUUGAAGCAUCCAAUCGAUUGACAACGAUGCAUGACUUUGGAUAUGUUGCUCUUAAUAUGAAGUAUGUAAAUCCUGAGGACUCUGGAACGUACACAUGCCGAGCAAUAAAUGAACUAGGAGAAGCUGUAACUUCAUCUACACUAAUUGUACAAUCCAAGGCAUCGUUGCAACUUGAAUCACAACAUGAAAGUGCUUUAGAGAAAAUACAGCAGUUGGAAGAUACCUCGCGUUAUCAACGCAGAGAAGAUGUAGAGGUUCAAGUUAAUCAAGCACCUAGAUUUAUCACUCAAUUAAAUGGACCAUCAAGACUUGUAGAAGGUCAGAGCGCUCACUAUGAAUGUCGCAUCGAACCAUAUCCAGACCCCAAUAUGCGGGUUGAAUGGUACUUCAAUGGAAAGGUUCUACAGAGCGGUCAUCGCUACCGUACUGCUUUUGACUUUGGGUUUGCAGCACUUGACGUUCUCACUGUUUAUGGAGAAGAUUCUGGAGAAUAUACAUGCAAGGUCAUAAAUAACUUAGGGCAAGCAACAUCAUCUAUCAAGUUGAAUGUACAAUCCAAGGAAUCUAUAAUAAGGGACACGCAACAUGAAAGUGCAUUGGAAAAGAUUCAGUAUUUAGAAGAUGACAGCAGAUACAAGAAGGUGGUUCGUGAUGAGAGCUUUGUUGCUGAAAAGCCACAGUUUGGAAGGCCACUUAAAAAUGUUCAAGUAGCUGAAGGCAAACCGGUUCAUCUUGAAGCAACAUUAACUCCCGUGAACGAUCCUACUAUGCGUGUCGAAUGGUACUGCAAUGGAAGACCGAUCCAGCAAGGUCACCGCUUCAAAACUACUUACGAUUUCGGAUAUGUAGCACUAGACAUUUUGUAUGCCUAUGCUGAAGAUACAGGUACCUACAUGUGUAAAGCAACAAACGCUGUAGGGGAAGCUGUAACUACUAGCUCUGUCAAAGUAGAUGCUAAAUCUGGACUUUAUCUUGAUACACUUGAUGAACAAAGAUUGAGGAAGAUCCAAGAACUGGAAAGAUAUGAGAGACCUAAAGCUGUUGAAGAAGAACAGCCUGGACAAAGGCCUGUAUUCUUAACUGCUUUAACAAGUCUUGAGAAUUUGAAAGAAGGUGACCGUGCCCACUUCGAAUGUAGAGUUGAGCCAAUCAAUGACCCAGACUUAAAGAUUGAAUGGUUCCUCAAUGGACAAAAGAUCAAAACAGGCCAUAGGUACAGAACAACACAUGACUUCGGCUAUGUUGCCCUAGAUAUUCUAUACUCUUAUGCGGAAGACUCCGGCACGUACAUGUGUAAAGCUACCAAUAAACUUGGUGAAGCUGUUAAUACAUGCACGUUGAAGGUUGCAGGGCACAGGAGUAUUAUUCUGGAUACUCAACAUCCGAAUGGAUUGGAAAAGAUUAGGCAACUAGAAGCACAAGGUCAUCAUACGAGAUUAGAAGUUGAAGAACCUAAGAUUAGUCCGCCAAGGUUCGUUACUGAGCUGAGGGGAACAACACAUGUAUUUGAAGGCAAAACAGCUCACUUUGAAUGUCAAGUCGAACCUGUACACGAUCCUAAUUUACGUAUUGAAUUUUAUCAUAAUGGAAAAGCCCUGCAAUCUGCUUCAAGGUUCCAUAUCACUUUUGAUUUUGGUUAUGUGUCAUUAGAUAUUCAGCACUGUGUUCCUGAAGACGCUGGUGAAUAUUCGGUUAAAGCAAUCAAUGCUCUUGGACAGUGCACAUCAUCAAUAUCUAUGACAGUAACCGCAAAAGGUAGUAUCAUAUCGGAAUCUCAACGUCCGGAAGGUCUAGAGAAGAUCCGAGAGUUAGAAUCAGUGGAACCAUUCAAACGUCCCGAGAUACCAGAACCAGUUACUAGACAGAGACCAGUAUUUACGCAACCUCUACAAAAUAUAGACAACAUACAAGAAGGACAAACUGCGCACUUUGAUUGUCGACUUAUUCCAGUUGGGGAUCCUACUCUUAAAGUGGAAUGGUUUAGAAAUGAAAAACUAAUCGAAGACAGUUCUCGAAUAACUAAGACUCAUGACUUCGGUUAUGUAUCCAUGACUAUUACCCAUGUGCGCGAUGAAGAUGAAGGCGUAUAUAUGUGUAGAGCAUCGAAUCUUCUCGGAGAGGCAGUUACAACUGCUGCUAUGAGAAUAAAAACAAAAGCAGCUAUCCAGAUGGACACACAACAUCCUGAAGGAAUGAAAAAGAUACAACGGUUGGAGGAACCACAGCCUAAAAGAAGUGAAGAACCUGAACGUGAAUUUGAAAAACCAAUUUUCACACAAGUUCUUACCGGUCCUUCGGAACUAUGGGAAGGACAACAUGCACAUUAUGAAGCUCGUGUUGUGCCUGUUGGUGAUCCAAGCUUACGUUUUGAGUGGUAUAUCAAUGGCGUAGAACUUAAAAUGGGCUCCAGAUUCCGCACGACGCAUGACUUUGGAUUUGUCACAUUAGAUAUAAACUCAGUAGUAGCACAAGAUGCUGGACUAUAUAUGUGCAAAGCUAUUAACAGAGCUGGUAGCACAGUAUCUUCGACAUCACUGAAGGUCAAGACAAAAUCCACUAUUGUUGACCAGGCGAUGAGACCUGAAUCAUGGGAACAAAUUCAGCUAAAAGAAGCAGCAAUGAAUAAAGUUCCAGAGAUGUUUGUUGAUACUGGAGUUCAGCAAGCACCAAUCUUUACUACUCAUUUGAAGAGUUACGACAAACUUGUAGAAGGACAACAUGUAUACCUUGAAGCACAGGUAGAACCACGUACAGAUCCUAAUCUAAGAAUCGAGUGGUUUAAAAAUGGUAUCUCUCUAACGACUGGUGCGAGACUGAAGAGUACCUUCGAUUUCGGACUCGUCACGUUAUCUAUCAAUGGUUUAAGAAUUGAUGACUCUGGUAUUUAUACUUGUAAAGCUACCAACCUUAUGGGAGAAGCUGUAUCUACUGCUUCCAUUAAGAUUGAAGAUCGUCAUUGGCUACUUGGUGAAACACUUCACCCUGAAUCUCUUGAUAGAAUUGGGGCUUUAGAACAACCUAAGCCAUCAAAACCAGAGGCUCCAGAACCAGUUUAUGAAACACCUGUAUUUAUUUCUCAUUUGAAUAACAUAUUAUGCAAAGAAGGGGAUAAUAUUCAUUUUGAAUGUAAUGUAGAGCCUUCUAGAGAUCCAACACUUAAGAUUGAAUGGUUCUUUAACAAUAAACCUUUACCAUCGGGUACAAGAUAUAAGAGUACUCAUGACUUUAGUUAUGUAUCUUUAGACAUUACUCACACAUAUGAAGAGGAUUCUGGUAUUUACACAUGUAAGGCAACUAACAGCAAGGGAUCAGCAACAACAUCCGGUUCGCUGAGAUGUACAGGAGAUAAGAACAUUUAUUUCGAUACUCAACACCCACAAGGAAAAGCUGGUCUUGAAGCUGUUGAGCAAGCUGAAGAAGCUAGACUUGCAAAAGGCAGAAGACCUUCAGUACCUGAUGCUGAAUACGCUAAGCCAGAAUGGGUUGUCCCAAUAGCAGCUGAGCAUCAACUAAUAGAAGGACAAGCACUUCAUUUAGAAGGUCAAGUUGAACCGAAAAAUGAUCCUAAUCUGAAAAUUGAAUGGUACUUUAAUGGCAAAGUACUGGAACAAGGAUCAAGGUUUAAACUUACUAGUGAUUUCGGUUUUGUGACUUUAGAUUUAAUUGAUGUUUAUGAAAGAGAUAGUGGAAUAUAUACAUGCAAGGCUUAUAACAAGAGGGGUGAAGCCUUCACGUCUUCAACUAUUUAUUGCACAAGUAAAGAGAAUCUUAUCGAACGUACUCAACAUCCUAAAGGUACAGAAGGCUUGGAAAAGAUACAAAAUCUUGAGGAUUCACUUCGUAGGGAACCUGGUCAAAAGCCUGAUGAUGAUACUGGUAGGCCACCUGAAUUUACUAGUGUAUUCAAAGAUAUUGUUGAUAUAAGUGAAGGUCAAAUAGCUCACUACGAAGCUUCAUUAAUACCCACGGGUGACCAGAGUAUGGUAAUUGAAUGGUUCUUUAAUGGAAAGACAAUUGAGGCUAGUCAUCGUAUUCGUACCGUGUAUGCAUUCGGUAUGGUUGUUCUUGAAAUACUAGGAACUAAGACCACUGACUCAGGCGUAUACUCUUGCCGAGCCACUAAUAGAUGGGGUCAAGCUGAAAUAAGUGUCAAGUUAGAAUGUGUAGAUAAGAGUAAAGGACAAAAACCGAGGUUUACUACACAUAUUCAGAACAUUGAUGGACUUAAGGAUGGCCAAUCAGCGCAUUUUGAAUGCACUGUUGUACCCGUCGAUGAUCCUGAUAUGAAAAUCGAGUGGUACCACAACGGUCAGCCGUUGCGGCAUUCAACAAGGAUAAAGACCGUGUCAGACUUCGGCUUUGUAGUUCUUGAUAUUGCGUACACUCAAAACCAUGAUUCUGGUGAAUAUGUAUGUCGUGCAUAUAAUAAAUAUGGAGAAGAUUUUACUAAAGCUACUAUUGGUUGCUAUGGACGUGGAGGAGUUUACUUAGACAGCUUACAACCUGAUUCAUUGGCUAAGAUUAGAGAGUUAGAAAGUCUGCAAGGGCAACAACAACAAGCUCCUGCAGCGGCUUCAGCAGAACCACCGAAAUUCUUAACACAGAUACAGGAUGUUACAAAAUUAGUAGAAGGACAAAGUGCUCACUUCGAGGCUCGUCUGGUGCCUGUAGAUGACCCUGAUCUUAAAGUAGAGUGGUUCUAUAAUGGUAAAAAAUUGCCACAUGGACACCGAUAUAGAACUUUCCACGACUUUGGUAUCGUCAUAUUAGAUAUACUUUAUUGUUACGAAGAGAAUUCUGGCGUAUAUGAGUGCGUCGCAACUAACAAAUUAGGCCGCGAUUCUACAAAGGCUACUCUCAAGUGUACAUCGAAAGAGAACUUAAUCUUGGACUCGCAACUCCCGCGGGGCAUGGAAGGUGGAUUGGAGAAAUUACAAACCUUGGAAGACUCGAUGAUUCGUAGAAAGGAUACAACAGUUGAAGAAGAAAGAGGCAGGGCUCCUGUUUUCACAGUUCCGUUAUCUAAUAUUGAAAAUCUUAGAGAAGGUGAAAAUGCACACUUCGAAGCGCGACUAACUCCAACUGAUGAUCCCAACUUGAAAGUGGAAUGGUAUUGGAAUGGAAAGUCUCUUAAAGCUGGCUCAAGAUUUAGAACAUUCUGUGACUUUGGAUUUGUAAUUCUUGAAAUAUCUCCUACGUAUCCUGAAGAUUCUGGAGAAUACUUAUGUAGAGCAUAUAACAAUUAUGGAGAAGCGGUAACUACAGCUACAAUGAAAGUUCAAGGAAAGCGUAAUAUCAUCUUGGAAUCUCAAUUGCCUAAGGGCAUGGAGGGUACUAUUGACAAAAUCGCAGCUCUCGAAGGGUAUACUGGUACUGUAGAUUCAUUAACACCAGAGGCGGAAACUGGAAAUCCUCCAGAAUUUAUUACAACGCCGUCGGAUCUUAUCUUAACAGAAAACUCGUCGGCCCACUUUGAGUGUCGCUUAGUUCCUGUAAAUGAUUCAAGUAUGAGAGUCGAAUGGUAUCAUAAUGGAAAACCACUGUUGACUGGAUCUAGAGUUAAGACUAUCAAUGAUUUCGGAUUCGUUAUAUUAGAAAUUGGAGGAGUUUAUCAACGUGAUGCUGGAUUAUAUACUUGCAAGGCCACAAAUCGUCACGGCGAAGCCACUGUUUCCUGCAAACUGCAAGUUAAGGGUAGACAAGGCAUUAUCUUAGAACCCCAAUUGCCUUCUCACUUUAAAUCAGGUACAGAAAGUAUUCAAAAAUUGGAAGAGACUUUACAUAAAAGGGAAGAAAUUGCAGUUGAAGAUGAAAAGCCUAAUCCACCGAGAUUUACAGUUGAAAUUAAGGACAAUAUUGAUGUACCAGAAGGCGGACCGAUUCAUUUCGACUGCCGUGUAGAACCAAUAGGAGAUCCUACAAUGAGAAUAGAUUGGUUCUUCAAUGGAAGACCUUUCGCUACUGGAUCUCGCGUACACAUGCUUAAUGAUUUUGGCUUUAUAGCAUUGGAUAUUGAUUAUAUAUAUGCUCGUGAUGCAGGAGAGUAUACUUGCAGGGCCACCAACAAAUGGGGUUCAGCAACAACUACUGCUAAGAUCACUUGCAGUUCAAAACGUGAUAUCGUUUUAGAAUCACAACUGCCGCAGGGCAUGAGUGGUGAGAAAAUAAAAGAACUCGAAAAAGGACGAAUCAGUUCUGUUCCAAAAGACGAGCCAGUGGUCAGUACUCCUCCUAAAUUUAUUACCCAGAUUCAGUCACAUACCGUUGAAGAAUCAGAAGGUGUACGUUUUGAAUGCCGCGUAGAACCCAAAGAAGAUCCGAAACUGCGAAUUGAGUGGUACCGUAAUGGCAAACUUUUGCCAUCUGGUCAUAGGUACCGGACAGUUUACGAUAUGGGUUUUGUUUCCCUUGAUAUUUUAUAUGUAUAUGCAGAAGACUCUGGCGAAUACGUUUGUCGGGCUGUUAAUGAUUUUGGUGAAGAUUUUACUAAAGGAACAGUGUCAUGCAAACAAUUGCCAGACAUUAUUUUGCAAAAUCAAGUACCUAGAGGCAUGAAGAGAUCCGAAGCACUGACACAAAUGGAGGCCACUAUAAAGAAAUACACUUCAGAAAUAUACUUGACUGAAGACGAUCUUUAUGAUGCUGAUAAGAAACAACCACCGCGUUUCGUAACACAAAUUCAGAGUCAGACUACUUUGGUGGAAAUGGAAUCUACCAAGUUCGAAUGUCAAUUAGCUCCAGUUGGAGAUCCUAAUAUGAAAGUAGAGUGGUUCUUCAAUGGCAAACCAUUAUUACAUAAGAAUCGUUUCACACCUAUUUACGACUUCGGAUAUGUGGCAAUGAACUUCGGCUGGGUGUACCCAGAGGAUAGCGGAGAAUAUGUCUGUCGUGCAACCAACCUUUAUGGCAUGGAUGAAACCAGAGCUAUCAUAAAAACUGCCGGCAAGCCAGGAAUUGUUUACGAUUCGCAACUACCUAAACACAUGAAGAGUAUUGAGAAGAUUAGGGAGAUGGAGGCAUCUUGGCAAGUAGCACCAGAACAAGUAGUAGAUGAAACGAAGGCACGAUCAGCUCCAGUAUUCGUGAGUCGACCGGAGCCCGUGACCGUAGAAGAGGGUGAAUGGGCUCGAUUCUGCUGUCGUGUUACUGGACAUCCUAAACCUCGAGUAAUGUGGCUCAUUAACGGAAACACCAUUGUCAAUGGUUCUAGAUAUAAACUAACUUAUGAUGGCAUGUACCACUUUGAUAUACCAAAGACUAGACAAUAUGACACAGGCAAAAUAGAAGUAAUCGCUAGAAGUUCAGUGGGUGAGGCAUUAGCCACAACUGAACUUAAAGUCAUUCCUAGACACGAUGACUAUAGAGGAGUAUUGAAAAAUGCCCCAAGACCAUGGUAUGAUGAGACUACUCAGUAUCAGCGCUCUGAAACUGAACUGGAAAAAACAUUCGAGGAAAGGCAAACUAUGCAACGUCAAGGUGUUAUAGACCAUAGACCUGAGUUGAAACCAAAAGUAGUUAAAGAACCUGAAACAGAAUGGCAACAAACUGUCAAGAAGAAGAAGAGUGAGGAAUAUUAUAACAAACUUCAAGAGUUAGAAAACGAACAAGUUAUCAAGGAGAGCAGAUUACGGGAGUCGACACAUCAAUAUGCUAUUCCUGGGGAGAAAAUCGCAAGUUCUCUCGCAAAAGGCAUGGCCCAGAAAUAUGAAAGUACACUAGAACAAAAUGAAGAAGUAGUUGAGCAACAAGUUCACAAGAAAGUUGCUCAGAAGCCAAGGAUUCCAGAUCCAUCUGAAUCUACCGUUCAUGGCAAAGAAGUACAUGUAGCUAAACAGAAACAAGUUCAAAAGGAAGUGGUCGGUGAUACAGAAAUUACACGGAAAAUUACUUCUACUGAAACGACUGAAGUCGAACACAAGGCUCAGACACAUGAAAGGGUAGUAGAAGGCCCUGUGAAGCCCAGUAAUCCACCCGUGUUCACUAAGAAGAUGCAACCAUGUCGUGCGUUUGAACAUGAACAAGCACGAUUUGAAGUGGAAUUUGAUGGAGACCCAUUACCCACUAUUAAAUGGUAUAGAGAGAACUUCCCUAUAAAGAACUCACCAGACUUCCAAAUCCACACAUUUAGCACAAAGUCAGUUCUUAUAAUCCGACAAGUAUUUAUUGAAGACUCGGCCGUAUUUGCUGCUGUUGCCGAAAACCGAGGCGGCACUGCUAAAUGUAGUGCCAAUUUGGUUGUAGAAGAACGUAGACGUCAAGGUAGAGGCGGUGUUGUACCACCCAGCUUCACUCUAACAGCUCAGAACGUUAAUGUAACGGCCGGACAACUAGUUAGAUUCGAUACUAAGGUAACCGGAACUAAACCUAUCGAUGUUUAUUGGUUAAAGAAUGGAAAGAAAGUACAACCUGACAUCAGAAACAAAAUAUUGGAAGAAGACGGAACUUAUACACUCCUUAUUCUUGAAGCUUAUCCACAGGAUUCUGGUAAAUAUGAAUGUGUGGCUAUCAACAGUGCUGGUGAAGCGAGAUGUGAUGCUGAAUGUUCUGUAAAUGCUCCUCCAACAAAGGAAAAGCCAAAACCUCAAACUAAGGCUGCUAACGCUCCUCCUGAAAUCAUCGAACCCUUGAAAGACAAGGUUGUAACUGAGGGACAAGCCAUAGAGUUCAGCUGCAAAAUUGUUGGCAAACCAACGCCUACUGUUCAAUGGUACAAGGGCGAUAAGUUAAUUAAGCCAUCAAAAUACUUCCAAAUGUCAAGAACAGCCGAUGAGUAUACUUUGCGUAUAUCAGAAGCUUUCCCAGAGGACGAGGGUGAUUAUAAAUGUAUCGCCUAUAAUUCUGGAGGCCGAGUAACAGUUGCCGCGAAGCUAAAAGUAACUCAGCCAGAUCAAGCGGACAACUUACCAACUCUUACGCCACUUCGUGAUGUCGUUGUGUUCGAAGGACAACCGGCUCAGUUCAAGACUCACAUAACUAGCAAGACUAAACCAACUAUACAGUGGCUGCGUGAAGGUGCUCUUAUUCCCGAGACACCUGACUUCCAAAUGAUUCACGAAGGCAACAACGCCGUUCUUUUAAUCGGCAAUACGUACGAGGAGGACACGGGAACGUUCACCUGCCGCGCUACAACCGCCGCUGGCCAAGUCGAGACUUCGGCAAAACUAACCGUCAAAAAAACCCGAAUAACAACUUCUCAAAAGAAAUUUCAAGAUAAGACUGAAGUCGACGCAUAUAUUUCGGAAGAAAAUAAUAUAACUUCCAGUAGAACAUCAUACCAAACUACUGAAGACAUAAAUAUUUUGAAAAUACAAAAUCUUCAAGACGUAGAAUCAAGGAAAACAACUACAGUACCAUGGCGUAGAAAAAGUCAAACAGACACAAUAGACGUAACUAAAGAAGAAAAAUUAGAGGUUAAGCAUUGGAGAAAACCUCGUCAAGAUCAAAAAACUGUUCAAAAAACUGUCACUUCUGAGGAUUCUAAUAUUUUAUCUGUACAGAACCAAGAAACUCUUGAAUCAUCUCGAAUCGAUAAAAAUAUAGAACAAAUUAAACAGCAAGAAGUUUCUGAAGUUAAACAUUGGAGGAAACCAAAACUAGUACAAAAGGAAGUUACUGAAGAUAGUAGUAGUAUCAAAUCACAAAUUAAUGAAGUUUCAGAUGAAAAAACUACUAGAGAGAUACAUGAAACUAAAUCUUGGAGAAAGCCACGCAGCGAAAAGCCAUUAUUCUUGGACAAAAAAUUAGUAACUGAAGAUUCCGAAAUACUUGAUAUAAUAAAAUCUGAGUCGACUACUGAGCAGGAGAAUAUUGAAGCCAAACACUGGAGGAAACCUAAAAUAGAUCAUAAACCUACAUCACAGGAAAGACAGUUGAUAACGGAAGAUAAAUCAAUAUUAGAUAUACAAAAGUCUGAAGUAAUAGAUGAAAGUAUUAAGAAUGAAAAAGUAGAAACUAAACACUGGCGGAAGCCUAGACAACCAGAAAAGUCAGAAUCUGUGGAUUUUACUGAAGAAAAGGAAGAAGUAUUCGAUGAACAAGUACGAGACAUUCAACAUUGGAGAAAACCGCGUUCUGAAGAAAGAAAACCUAUUUUGGAAGAAAGGAAAGAACCUACUCCUUGGAAUCAGGAAAUUAUUAAAUUAAGGCCAACGAAAUUAGAAAAAAUUCCAAUUGCUAAAGAAAAACUAGAAGAUGUUACCUUGAAACAAGUAAGAAAAAGUUCCAUUCAAAAGUUGGAAACUAUAGUUAUUGAAGAAUCGUUAACACGUGAAGAAGAUACGGUAAUUUUAAAAAUUACUGACGAUGUUGAGACCACUUAUGAACCAGAAAAAUCAGAAGAAGAAAGGUUGACAGUAAUGCAACAGAAAUCUGCACAAGACAGUUACCAGGAAGAAAUUAAACUAACUGGUAAACGACUACUAAAAGAAGAAGAGCAUAAAGAAGAGAUUAUGUUGAAACGCGUUCCGAAACCGAAAGUUCCAGAAGAAGUAAAACUAGAAGAAGUACAUUUGAAGCCCGUGAAAAAGCAAAAACCUGUUGAUAACACUAAACUUGAAGAGAUGAGCUGGCAAACUGGUAAAAGACGACCUGUAGAAGAAGAACCAUUAGAAGAAGUAGUACUUAAACCCAUUCCUAAGCAAAAAGUUCCAGAAAAAGAGGAAAAGCCAGAAGAAAUCGUAUUGAAACCUAUGAAAAACCAAAAACCUGAUGAAGAGACUCAACCUGAAGGAGUCAAAUGGCCAACAGGGAAGAGGCGGCCAAAAGAAGAGGAACCGAAAGAAGAAGUUGUUCUCAAACCUAUUCCGAAACCGAAAGUACCUGAGGAGAAAAAACCAGAAGAAGUGCAGCUCAAAUCGGUGAGAAAAGAAAAAUCCGUGGAAGAAAUUCAGCCUGAGGAAGUAAGUUGGCGAGCUGGAAAAAUACGAGCCAAAGAAGAGGAGCCCAAAGAAGAAGUUAUUCUUAAACCUAUUCCGAAACCGAAAGCGCCUGAGGAAGAAAAGCCAGCAGAAGUCCAGUUAAAGCCUGUGAGGAAACAAAAACCUGUGGAAGAAACUCAACCUGAAGAAGUUAAAUGGCCAACAGGUAAAAGACGACCAAAAGAAGAGGAGCCCAAAGAAGAAGUUAUUCUUAAACCCAUUCCAAAAACGAAAGCGCCUGAGGAAGAAAAACCAGCAGAAGUCCAGUUAAAGCCUGUGAAGAAACAAAAACCUAUUGAAGAGACUCAACCUGAAGAAGUUAAAUGGCCAACAGGAAAGAGGCGGCCAAAAGAAGAGGAACCAAAAGAAGAAGUUGUUCUCAAACCUAUUCCGAAACCGAAAGCACCUGAGGAAGAAAAACCAGCAGAAGUCCAGUUAAAGCCUGUGAAGAAACAAAAAUCUGUGGAAGAGACUCAACCUGAAGAAGUCAAAUGGCCAACAGGGAAGAGGCGACCAAAAGAAGAGGAACCAAAGGAAGAAGUUGUUCUUAAACCCAUUCCGAAACCGAAAGCACCUGAGGAAGAAAAACCAGCAGAAGUCCAGUUAAAGCCUGUGAAGAAACAAAAACCUAUUGAAGAGACUCAACCUGAAGAAGUCAAAUGGCCAACAGGGAAGAGGCGACCGAAAGAAGAGGAACCGAAAGAAGAAGUUGUUCUUAAACCCAUUCCAAAACCGAAAGCGCCUGAGGAAGAAAAACCAGCAGAAGUCCAGUUAAAGCCUGUGAAGAAACAAAAACCUAUUGAAGAGACUCAACCUGAAGAAGUUAAAUGGCCAACAGGAAAGAGGCGGCCAAAAGAAGAGGAACCGAAAGAAGAAGUUGUUCUCAAACCUAUUCCGAAACCGAAAGCGCCUGAGGAAGAAAAACCAGCAGAAGUCCAGUUAAAGCCUGUGAAGAAACAAAAACCUAUUGAAGAGACUCAACCUGAAGAAGUAAAAUGGCCAACAGGGAAGAGGCGGCCAAAAGAAGAGGAACCGAAAGAAGAAGUUGUUCUUAAACCCAUUCCGAAACCAAAAGCACCUGAGGAAGAAAAACCAGCAGAAGUCCAGUUAAAGCCUGUGAAGAAACAAAAAUCUGUGGAAGAGACUCAACCUGAAGAAGUCAAAUGGCCAACAGGGAAGAGGCGGCCAAAAGAAGAGGAACCGAAAGAAGAAGUUGUUCUUAAACCCAUUCCGAAACUAAAAGCGCCUGAGGAAGAAAAGCCAACAGAAGUCCAGUUAAAGCCUGUGAAGAAACAAAAAGCUGUGGAAGAGACUCAACCUGAAGAAGUCAAAUGGCCAACAGGGAAGAGGCGACCAAAAGAAGAGGAACCAAAGGAAGAAGUUGUUCUUAAACCCAUUCCGAAACCGAAAGCACCUGAGGAAGAAAAACCAGCAGAAGUCCAGUUAAAGCCUGUGAAGAAACAAAAACCUAUUGAAGAGACUCAACCUGAAGAAGUCAAAUGGCCAACAGGAAAGAGGCGACCUAAAGAAGAGGAACCGAAAGAAGAAGUUGUUCUCAAGCCUAUUCCGAAACCGAAAGCGCCUGAGGAAGAAAAACCAGCAGAAGUCCAGUUAAAGCCUGUGAAGAAACAAAAACCUAUUGAAGAGACUCAACCUGAAGAAGUCAAAUGGCCAACAGGAAAGAGGCGACCGAAAGAAGAGGAACCGAAAGAAGAAGUUGUUCUUAAACCCAUUCCAAAACCGAAAGCGCCUGAGGAAGAAAAACCAGCAGAAGUCCAGUUAAAGCCUGUGAAGAAACAAAAACCUAUUGAAGAGACUCAACCUGAAGAAGUCAAAUGGCCAACAGGGAAGAGGCGACCUAAAGAAGAGGAACCGAAAGAAGAAGUUGUCCUUAAGCCCAUUCCGAAACCGAAAGCACCUGAAGAAGAAAAACCAGCAGAAGUCCAGUUAAAGCCUGUGAAGAAACAAAAACCUAUUGAAGAGACUCAACCUGAAGAAGUCAAAUGGCCAACAGGGAAGAGGCGACCAAAAGAAGAGGAACCAAAGGAAGAAGUUGUUCUUAAACCCAUUCCGAAACCGAAAGCACCUGAGGAAGAAAAACCAGCAGAAGUCCAGUUAAAGCCUGUGAAGAAACAAAAACCUAUUGAAGAGACUCAACCUGAAGAAGUCAAAUGGCCAACAGGGAAGAGGCGACCGAAAGAAGAGGAACCGAAAGAAGAAGUUGUUCUCAAACCUAUUCCGAAACCGAAAGCGCCUGAGGAAGAAAAACCAGCAGAAGUCCAGUUAAAGCCUGUGAAGAAACAAAAAUCUGUGGAAGAGACUCAACCUGAAGAAGUCAAAUGGCCAACAGGGAAGAGGCGACCAAAAGAAGAGGAACCAAAGGAAGAAGUUGUUCUUAAACCUAUUCCGAAACCGAAAGCGCCUGAGGAAGAAAAGCCAGCAGAAGUCCAGUUAAAGCCUGUGAAGAAACAAAAAGCUGUGGAAGAGACUCAACCUGAAGAAGUCAAAUGGCCAACAGGGAAGAGGCGACCAAAAGAAGAGGAACCAAAGGAAGAAGUUGUUCUUAAACCUAUUCCGAAACCGAAAGCACCUGAGGAAGAAAAACCAGCAGAAGUCCAGUUAAAGCCUGUGAAGAAACAAAAACCUAUUGAAGACACUCAACCUGAAGAAGUCAAAUGGCCAACAGGGAAGAGGCGACCUAAAGAAGAGGAACCGAAAGAAGAAGUUGUUCUCAAACCUAUUCCGAAACCAAAAGCGCCUGAAGAAGAAAAACCAGGAGAAAUUCAGUUAAAGCCUGUGAAGAAACAAAAAUCUGUGGAAGAAACUCAACCUGAAGAAGUCAAAUGGCCAACAGGUAAAAGGCGACCAAAAGAAGAGGAACCGAAAGAAGAAGUUGUUCUUAAACCUAUUCCUAAGCCCAAAAUACCUGAAGAGAAAAAACCAGAAGAAGUUGCUCUUAAACCUGUUGUUAAAUCCAAGGAAUUAGAAGAAGAGAAAUCGCAAGAAGUUAUCUUAGAAACUGUUAAGGUUAAAGAAGACAAAGUAGAUAAAAUUAAGAAAAAGACUAAAAAACAAAAGUCUUUGGAGGAAGAAGUGAUUGACGAAAUUUCUAUUGAUCAGCAAGUAACAAAAGAACCCAAAGUCGAAGAAAAUGAAGAAAUAACAACUAUAGUGACCAAACACAAGAAACAAGUUAAGAAAACAGUGAAGAAAGAACACCAAAAAGAAGUUGGACCUAUCAUUAUUGAACCAAUAAUGGCAAAAACAGUAACAGAAAACAGUGAAUUUGAAAUUGUCGUCACAUUUGAUGCAGCAGGUGAUAAUAAAAUUAAAUGGUAUCGUAAUAAUCAACUACUUGAGACAAGUGAUGAUUGUCGUAUAGUAACUGAAAAUGGAAUAUCUCGUUUAAAAAUAAAUAAUGCAGAUAAGAAAAAAGUGGGAAAAUAUGAGGUGGUCGUUGAAAGAAAUAAUAUGAUUGCUAAAUCUGCAAGUACUGUUAAAUUGCAAAAACUUACAGAUGAUAGCCAAAUAACGCCACCUGUAUUUAUAAGACCGCUUCGUCCUAAAGAAGUUUAUUUAGGGGAUAUAGUAUUGUUGGAAACAGAGGUAAUUUCUAGUCCAAGCGCCUCGUUUCAAUGGUUUAUAGAUACAAAAGAAGUGGCAUCGUAUGCUAAAGAAAAUAAAUUAAAUAAUAUUUAUGUUACAACAAAAGAUAAUAUAUCUUGUCUUUGUAUUGAAGAUAUUAGUGAGGAAUUAAUUGGAAUUAUUACUUGUCGAGCGGAAAAUUUUGCUGGAUCUGUUUCAAGUUCGGCUUCACUUUUACUAUCAAAACAUGAAAAAGAACUGUAUGGGGAAGCACCAACCGUCAUUAAAUCUUUAUCCCCAAUUACGGUAAUGGAUGGAGAGCCUAUAAUGUUAACAUGUGAAGUAAUAGGACAACCUUGGCCAAAAAUUUAUUGGUACCAGAAUGGACAAUUAAUCCAGAAAGCAAGAGACAUUACAAUAGCAAGACAAGCAUCAGGAUUAUGCGAACUGUAUAUAAAAGAGGCCUUUCCGGAAAUGUCAGGGAAAUAUACUUGCAUAGCCACGAACGAAUUUGGCAGUUGUAACAGCGAAUGUAUAGUAAAUGUUGAAGCAUAUGAAUACGUACCGAGUGCUUCAGAAGAAGAUAUAUUAAGCGAUGAGAGAACAAGUGACAUAGAAGAAUUUGCGCCAAGAAUUGUAAAAGCACUGCCAACUGUAGUAACUACUAACGAAGGCGAACUGACAAGAUUGGAAGCCAAAGCUAUAGGCGUUCCGAAACCUCAAAUCCGAUGGUUAAAACAAGGAGUAGAGAUUGUACAGUCUCAAGAAUACCAGAUAGAGGAAAUGGAGGACGGUACAUCAAUUUUGAUUAUACCUGAAGUUUACCAAGACGACACAGGAGAAAUAAUAUUUGAAGCUUUCAAUCCACUAGGUGUUACAGCUACAAUUGCAGCCUUGUCUGUAGAAAGUAUCAUUGGUACAAAGGAAUACCGAAAACCAGAAUGGGUCACUCACAUGGAAGAAUUACAGGCUGCUUUAAAAGCGACACAAUCCGUUCCUACAUUUGUAAAGGAUAUAAUGGGUGAACGUGUUCACGAAGAAGAGACCGUUGUAUUUGAAGCUGUUUAUAGCGGCAAUCCAACUCCAGAAAUAUUGUGGUAUAAAGAUGAUAAAGUUAUUAGAACUGAUGAGCGUUACGUGAUUGAAAACAAAGAUAAUCGAACAACAUGUACUGUAAGAAAAGCCUCCAAACAGUUAGAAGGAACUUAUACAUGUAAAGCUGUUAGUGAAAUCGGCAUGGCAUUAACUAAGGCUAAAUUGCAAGUAUUUGACGAAGGAGAAAAAAUAAAGAAAGUAAAAGAAGUGAAAGAAAAAGUAAAAUCUGAAAAAGUAAAGAAAACUGAAAAAGAGAUAGUUAAAAAAGAAAAAGCAAAGCAAGUAACUGAAGAUGUAUAUGAAUCAGCAACAGUAAUAGAAGAAGUACAACCAAUCGUUGAACCAGUACCAAUAAAAGAAAUCGAUAAAGAAAAAGCAGAAGUUAUAGUAAGUGAAGCAGAACAUGUUGAAACUACUGACGUUGCAUCUUACAAGAAGGUAGACAAAAAGGAAAAAGCAAAACCUAAACCAGAAAAAGGAGAACCAGUUAUAACUCCACACGACUAUUUAGUAUCUUCACAACAACAGAAAGAAGAAACUGCUGAACCGUUUGAAGACACACCACAUGAGAAACAAAAGGGUAUAAUAAAAAUGGUUGAAAAAGAUACAAGAGCUGUAGCUGAAAUAAAUGAAUUGUUGGAGGUUAUUAACGCAAAAGAGUUUGGUCCUGGAGAAUCUCCACUUCGAGAAUUAGCUAAAAUUGGAUAUAUGUUAAGAAAUGGUUUAACAACAGAAGAAAUCGAAAGUCUGUAUGAUUCACAAUAUUUUCCAUCUUUACGUGUACCACAAUCACAGUCAGCUUUAGUCCAAUUAGUAGAGCGUCAAGGACACGGUGCACUUAUUACAGAAGUACUUACGGAGGAAACUGCUCAAGAUGAAGACAUUAUUGCCGCAAAAGUUGGAUUCCGUGCAUUUUUAAAGAUGGUAGAAAUGAAACAUACUUCGGUUGAAGAAGUUAUUGCUCAUUUCUACCCAGAAGACUUCAAGCCACGGUCCUGGGAACAAAGAGAAGCACAUCAGACUAUUGUGGAAUCAUCAGCUGAGCAUUUAGCAGAGACACAUAUUACAGAAGUAAUAAAAGAUACAUCGACGGUUAUACAAGAACGCCAAAUUAAAGAUGUGAAAGAAAAAGAUAAGGCCAAACGAAAAAAGCAAUUGAAGCAGAAAAGUGAAUCGGAAGUGAGUGAAGUUGAAGAAGAAAUUGUAACAGAGAAGACUGCAAAAUUAAAAACACUACAUCCUAAAGAAAAAGUUGAAAUCUACGACGAAGAUGAAACUAGAUCAUUAGACAGCGAAAAUAUACCUUAUAUCUCUACAAUGGCUACAGAUAUUCAUGAGAAUAAAAUAGAAAUUAUACCCGCAAGUCAAGUGACACAUAUUGUAUCCGGUAAAAUAGAAGAUGUAACUGCAAAUCUUAAAGUUGAUUCAAAUUAUUCACUUAUUAGUGAUAUACAACAAACUCAAGAAAAAGAAAUGCCUUUACAUGUAAAAGAAAAUACUAAGAUACAUAUAAAGCCAUCAAUGUCAGAAAUAGAACCUUUACUAAUAACUGAAAUAGAAGUUAGUGGAUCAGUAGACGAAUAUCAUACAAGUAAAUCAAAAUUAGAAAAUAAAGCUAAUAAAGGUAUUAUUCCUGUAGAAAGUCUUGUAACUUCAGAAAUUCUAACAAAUGUUUCAGUUAGUGAUUUUAAAAGAGAAGAAAAGCAUUUAGAAAAUGCAAAAACAGCUAUGAUAUUAAAAGAUGCGCUUAAUAUAUCAGAACAUAUAACGUCUGUAAACGAGGAGCCACUAGAAGAUACACCAGUCAAAAAAUCUAGUGCAGCAGUAUCAUUUACUCCCUUAUUAGGUCUAACUGUAUCAGAAGUAAUGGACGAAAUCAAAGAAAGUGAAAUAGAUUCAAGUGGAAAGGAAAAAGAAGCAACGUCAAAACUGAACUUUAAUUUACUUGAAUCUAUACAAGUGGGGGAAGUUUUUGUUGAAGAUAAAUCCGGAAAGUAUUAUCCUGAAUUGAUUGUACCUACUGAAACAGCUAGAAAAGAUGUACUCGUUUCUAAUCAAAUAGUUACAGAAGUUCACGAUGUUCAAGAAAAAGAAGGCUCAUUGUCAGCAUUAAAGCUACCACCGACUCAGGAAGCAAAUAUAGAUAUUACAUCUAAAGAUAGCAUAGUGGUAUCUAUUAAAGAGACUCAUGAAAAAGAAGAAGAACUACCAGUUGCAGAAUUGCCUACUGAACUUACUGUUGGAAAAGAUCUCACCUUACAUACUAGUUUAAGCAAUUCUAUAACAACAUCUCAUAUAAAAGAAUCUGAAUUUAUUCCUGAAUCAUUUUCUAGCAAAAAAGCUUCUAUCGGAGUUAAUGAACUUCAACACACCUUUAACUUGGAAACAAAUACACAUGAUUCAGAAAUAAUAUUUGAAGAAGGCAAAUCCGCACCUCGUUCCCAAGCAGAAGUAUCGAUAUCUGUAUUAGAUAAACAUAUUACUGAAGUAGUUCAAGUCAAUGAACGAGAAAAAGACCUUGUUGUUAAAGAUGAUAAAACAACAGCUACAGCUGAUAUUGAUAUAAAAGCUAUUGAACCUAUUAUAACAGCGGAAACAUUACAUUUGACAUCUACAGGCGAACUUAAAUCUAUAGAAAAAGUGACCGACGAAUCUGCUACAGAAACUGUAAUUACAACUAGUGCCAAAAUAAUUACCUCUCACAUGGUACAUGAUCAAGAAAUAUCGGGAGAGUACUCAACUAGAAAGCCAGAAAAUAUAACCGCUUCGUUAAUUCCCAAUAUCCCAUUAACGAUAUCAGAAACAGAAUCAUCAGAGUCAGAAAAUAAACUUAGUUUAAAUAAAAUACCCGAUUUGACUUGUGCUAAGCCAUCACCAACGCAUCAUCUUAAAACUCCUAUAUCACAAGAAGUUAAUACAGCUGAUCAGAUAGACUUUAUAAAUGUACUACAAAAUGUAACAGAAGUAGCAUCAGAACAACAAGACCUUCAUAAAGAAAUAACUAUUCUUCAAACAAACGUAGAAGAACAAUUACAAAAAUUAGACGAGAAGCAGACUUCCGAAAGUAAAGCUACAUCAACAUUUAUUGGAAAGGAAAGUUUGAACGUAACUGAAGUAAUAUCUAGCAUCACUGAAGAAAGUUUUGAAGGAGAUAAGCCAAAGCUUAGUACUCAUGCUAAGCUCGAUAUUGAUAUGGAUCACAAAGUUGCUUUAGUUUCUGAAGUAAAUACUAGGGAUGCUUUAAAUAAAUUAGAUAUUUUAAAACCAAAUUUAGAAGCAGCUAAUAUUACAUCUAAUACCAUGACUUCAGUUCAAAUUUCCGAAAAUAAGAUAUUAGAUAGUCAAGCAUUUUUACCUAGUGAUUUACAGCCAGAUUUGAAAUCUGUAAAACCAGAAAUUAUUCCAUCACAAGAAACAUUGAAUGUUACAGAAAUUAUACAACAUGAAAAAGAGUCAGAUUAUGAUGCGAAGAUAUCUUCAGAAUCUUUCCAGGCUACAACAGAUAUUAUUGGUCGUCCUGUUGCAAUUUCAGCUGAAUUAAUAAUAGAUUCUAGUGUUGGAGUUGCGGAAAAAGAAGACUUUGUUAGUAAAUCUAAAAAAGCAGUAGUGGAAAAUGUGGCACACAAGGAACUCAUUGUUAGUACUACAGAAUAUAAUGAAAAAGAAACGAUAUUAGAAUCUGCUAUCAAACCAAGUACUGUUGCAGCAUCAUUUAGUGUUGAUUCUGCUCAAGCUAUCAUUAUAGAAGAAAAUAAACCUGAAAUGUCUGCUCCAUCAUUUAAAACUCAAAGUGAUUUAUUAUUGGCUAAAGCAAAAGAGUCUACUUCAAUCAAAGAGGCAUUUACUCAGGAAGAAACAAUUGUUCACGCAUCCGAAGGCGUACUCCCUGAAAAACAAACAAUUAGUAGUACAAAACCUACAGUAUCAUUAACAACAUUACAAGCUCCACAAUAUGAUGAAAAAAUCACAAUAGAAAGUGAAAAUGUACUUCUUGUACCACAAGCACCAGAUCAACAAAAUGCUGACUUUACAAUAUUACCUCGGCAUGGCUUGCAAACAACAGAAACUAUAUCACAGUCAGAAAACCUGGAAAGUACUGAUCAACUUGAAAUGCGGUAUAAAAUAGCUUCUCAAAAAAUUGAUGAAAUUUAUGGCAAAACAGCUCACACUGAAGAAGUAAUUGCCAGUCAAAUAACUUCUGAAUUCAAUAACGAGAAAAUAGUUGAACAAAAAUCUAAUAUUGUAUCAAUUACAUCCCAUACUUUUGAACAAACCGAAAUUGUGGCUGCAGAAAAAGAAACAGUCAUUCCUGAACAAACACAAAUAAAAUCAAAUGUAGUUCCCGAUUUUACAGAAACGCAAGCUAUUAUUACAAGCUGCGUAGAAACUAUUGACAAAGAAAAAAAAUUUGAAGGUAAAUUCUCUUUACCCACUCAUGAUGUUUCUGUACAAUUUGUACCACUUAACAGUACCAUUGACACCGAAAUUUUGACUGCUGGUAGUGUUAGUGAUUAUAAAGAAAAAUCUUUAAAACCAUCACAAGCAAUACUAACACGUGAUGACUUGCAGAAACAUAUACAAAAUACUGAAGUAUUACAUGGUGAAAAAGAAUCUCUCUUAUCUGAAUUUAAAAAAGAAGUUUAUUCUGCUUCCCAAAAAUUGGUAGAAACAUCUGCAAAAGAAAUUGUUGAAGUUCAGGUAAUAGAAAAUGAAAAAGAAUUAAGUGACACCUUUGAAAUAAUGAGCUCAGUAGCUCAUCCGUCAUUUAAAGAACAACAGUCAUUACUAAAUACAGAAAUUAUAUUAACUCAUGAAAUUGAAGACCUACAUGUAUCUGGAACGAAUUUAAUCAAUGCUCUUACAACUCAUGGAAUACAAGAAGCUAUUCAAAAAUCAGAACCUUUCAUUGGAGAAGUAGAAGAUACUUUCGCUAGAGAAGUACCUCAAGAAAAAACGACAAAGGGUAAUGUAGAAGAACAAAAGUCACUUGAUGUUACGGAAAUUAUCAUUACAGAAUCUGAAUUACCUUUAGAAAAACAAUUGGCUUUGAAAAAAGAGACAUUAAAAUCUCAAAUUGAAAACAAACACUAUAUUGAUAUAUCUGAGAUAACACCAAAUGAGAAAGAAGAGGUAUUUCAGCCUUUAGAUAGAAUACCAGAAGGUAAGUCCAUACAACCAACGCCCAACAUUACAUUACAUUCUAGUAUUGGUGUAAAGGAGAUCGUUCCAAAUGAAGAAGAAAGUACAUUAUCUGUCACUACUGAUAUCAAAUCUCAACAAGCCAGUUUUCUGAUUGAUUCUCAACAACACAUUACAGUAACUGACACAAUAGCAAGAGAAAAAGAAGAAUUAUUGAAAUCUGAGAAUAUACCAAUUACUUCAAAUCAGCAUGUUGACAUAAAAACAGCUCAUCAUAUAACCACUAGUGAAACUGUUUUGAUUGAAGAUGGUUCAGAUUUAGUAGAUAAUAGAGUAAUAAGAGACGAAAGAGCUCAAAAAUCAGAAAUUCUAACCGAAGCUAUUCAUAAUGAACAACAACAAAUUAUUGAAAGUGUAAACUCAUUUAGUACCACAUUCAAACCUGAAACAUCACUAGCUAGUCAAAAUAUUGUUGACUUUAAGCCAGUUGAACAAACUGAAAUUAUAACAGAAGAAAAUCCCGAACUAUUUACAAAAUUCUCACCCAAAGAUGAAAAGGCAUUGCAAACACAAACAACUGUUAAAGAAAUAGUUAACAUUCAGCCACAAGUGAUAGAAAGUACUACAAAGUUAGCAACUACUUUUGAACUCGAAACAUCAUUAGCUUCUCAAGAUAUUGUUGACUUUAAACCUGUUGAACAAACAGAAAUUAUUACAGAAGAAACUCCUGAAUUAUUUACAAAAUUCACACCUAAAAAUGAAAAGGCAUUGCAAACACAUACAACUGUUAAAGAAAUAGUUAAUACCCAACCACAAGUGAUAGAAAGUACAACAAAAUUGACAACUAGUUAUGAGCCUGAAACAUCAUUAGCUAGUCAAGAUAUUGUUGACUUUAAACCUGUGGAACAAACUGAAAUUAUUACAGAAGAAAACCCUGAACUAUUUACAAAAUUCUCACCCAAAGAUGAAAAAGCAUUGCAAACACAAACAACUGUUAAAGAAAUAAUUAACAUUCAACCACAAGUAAUAGAAAGCACUACCAAGUUAACAACUACUUUUGAACUCGAAACAUCAUUAGCUUCUCAAGAUAUUGUUGACUUUAAGCCUGUUGAGCAAACAGAAAUUAUUACAGAAGAAAAUCCUGAAAUAUUUACAAAAUUCACACCUAAAAAUGAAAAAGCAUUGCAAACACAUACAACUGUAAAAGAAAUAGUUAACACCCAGCCACAAGUGAUAGAAAGUACUUCAAAGUUAGCUACUGCUCAUGAACCUGAAACAUCAAUAGCUAGUCAAGAUAUUGUUGAUUAUAAACCUGUCGAACAAACUGAAAUUAUUACUGAGGAAAAUCCUGAACUAUUUACAAAAUUCUCACCCAAAGAUGAAAAAGCAUUGGAAACACAUACAACAAUAAAAGAAAUAGUUAACACCCAGCCACAAGUGAUAGAAAGCACUACAAAGUUGACUACAACUUAUGAACUCGAAACAUCACUAGCUUCUCAAGAUAUUGUUGAUUUUAAACCAGUUGAACAAACAGAAAUUAUUACAGAAGAAAGCCCAGAACUAUUCACAAAAUUCUUACCCAAAGAUGAAAAAGCAUUACAGACACAAACAACAGUUAAAGAAAUAAUUAAUAUUCAACCACAUGUGAUAGAAAGUACUACAAAAUUGACAACUAGUUAUGAGCUUGAAACAUCACUAGCUUCUCAAGAUAUUGUGGACUUUAAACCUGUUGAACAGACUGAAAUUAUUACAGAAGAAAACCCUGAACUAUUUACAAAAUUCUCACCUAAAGAUGAAAAAGCAUUGCAAACUCAUACAACUGUUAAAGAAAUAGUUAACACUCAACCACAAGUGAUAGAAAGUACAACAAAACUGACAACUACCUAUGAACCUGAAACAUCAUUAGCUAGUCAAGAUAUUGUUGACUUUAAACCUGUUGAACAAAUUGAAAUUAUUACUGAAGAAAAUCCUGAACUAUUUACAAAAUUCUCACCUAAAGAUGAAAAAGCAUUGCAAACUCAUACAACUGUUAAAGAAAUAGUUAACACUCAACCACAAGUGAUAGAAAGUACAACAAAACUGACAACUACAUAUGAACCUGAAACAUCAUUAGCUAGUCAAGAUAUUGUUGACUUUAAACCUGUUGAACAAAUUGAAAUUAUUACUGAAGAAAGUCCAGAACUAUUUACAAAAUUCUCACCCAAAGAUGAAAAAGCUUUGCAAACACAUACAACUGUUAAAGAAAUAGUUAACACUCAACCACAAGUGAUAGAGAGUACUACAAAAUUAACGACUACAUAUGAGCCUGAAACCAGUGAAAUAAAUUAUGAAUUGGAAUUGCAUAAAAGUUAUACUACCCUAGAAAAUACUAUACAAGAAGAAUCUGAUAUGAUAAUAAGUCAAGAAACUCAACACAAAACAGCCGAAAAACAAAUUAUCGAAAUUAGACCUUUACAACAAACUGAAGUAAUAACAGGAGAAAAACUUGUCACAUUCUCUGAAAAUGUACCUGAAAGAAAAGAAAAAGCCGAAGAAAGUCACAUAAUAUUGCAAGAAAUAUCAAGUGAAAAACCAGAAGUACUUGAAAAUAUUACAGAUAUUCCAGAGUUAUCAAAAACUGAUACAAAUAUGGCAUCUUUAGACCUUGAGACACACAAAAGUUACAUAGUUACAGAAAACAUAACGCAUGAGGAAUCAAAGGACAUCGCAAUAGAAGGUAAUAAAAUAAGACAAGUCACACAACAGGUUCUAGAUAUUAAGCCACUAGAACAGACUGAAAUUGUUGCUGAAGAAAACACUUCACAUAUUAAUGCACUCUCAUUUAAAGAGUCUACUAUUCUCGCUAAACCUAUUGAAAUUCUUCCCAUUAGUCAAACAGAUGUUAUUGUACAUGAAAGUGAAAUCGAAACAUCAUUUGAAAAAGGAGGUAUUUUGGAACAAGCAUUUUCAUCAUUCAAUACUACUGAAGGUAUAACAGUGUAUGAAGUAACACAUGAAGAUACACAGGACAAACUUGUACCACAUGAGAGCAAACUAGCAACUGCAGAUAAAUCCGUUACUCCAUUGACACAUCUACAAUGCACAGAAAAUAUAUUACAAACUCAAGCUGAUGAAUUGCAAACACAAGAGACACAAACUAAGACCUCAACAAUAACACCUACCAGUAUAUUACCUUUAGUAGUCACAGACAAUGUUAUUCUUCAACAUGAAAAAGAGUUACAUAUAAAAGAACCAAAGGAACAAAAACUGAAAGAAGGUGUUACUGUGGCAAAUGAACUUAAAGUUUCAACCGAGUUUAUUGAUGAACAAAUAUCACCUUACUCAGAAACUCAACCGACAUUAUUGACUAGCAAGAUUACUACUACUGAUGAAAGACACGCCGAAGCAUUGAUUUCGGAACAAGACAUACGUAUAUGUGAAAAAUCAAAAGUUACACCGGUUUCACCAAAAUCAUCUGACACUGAAGAAACUGAAGAGAUUGUAACCAAAUUUGUACAAGCUCCAGGAAGCGGAGAACCGAUACAAAUAAAAACCAAGCGCACAAUAUUAAGAAAAAUUAAAAAGAAAGGUGGCAAAGACGUUGAUGAAGGUGAUAUUGUUAUUGAAGAAAGUCUCGAUGACGACGAUAAGAAACAACCGCAACAAAAAGUGCUCCACGAAGUUAAUAUUGAAGAAUACGAAGGAGAUGAGACUGUUGUCGACGAUUCAGAAAAAAGUACAAUCGAGAUGCCUGAAGAACAUUUGCCAAUACCAAAACUACCAUCUCAAGUUCAAAUAGAAGAAAUGACAGAAGAAGAUGAAAUACCUGCAGUGAAAAUUAUAGAGCUACCUGAAGAAACUGUUGUAGAAGAGUAUAAGACACCAGAAGGGACAAAGAAAAAGAAAAUCACCAAACGUGUAAUCAAAAAGAAAGUGGGUUCCAAAGUAGAAACUACAGAAAUAGCCACGGAAGAAGAAGAUAACAAAGAGCCGAUUGUCUCUGUAAGUAAGACAGAAGAAGUAGUAGAUGAGACACUCGACGACUUUGCAGUCACAUAUAAACCUGAAGUAGCACAAAUCAUUGAAGAAUCUCCCGAACAGGUGGAGAUUAUUCGAGUUCGCACAGAAACUGGUAAAACAAAAGAUAUAAAAACGUCGAAAAGAAUUAUUAAAAAGAAAAAAGGCGACGCGAAUGAAAUUACGGAAAUAACAACAAUUCAAGAAGAUGGAGAAGCACCGGUUACAACAGUGACAAUAAAAGAAUCAGUGCCUGAAACGGUAGAAGUCACAGAAACAGAAGAAGUAAUAGAAUUGCCUGAAGAAAUAGUAGUAGAGGAAAAGAAAGGACCAGAUGGAAGUACAAAACAAAAGAAAACCAUAAAGAGGAUAAUUAAAAAGAAGAAAGGACCAAAAAUAGAAACCACGGAGAUAACAACUGAGCAAGAAGACGAUAAGCAACCAGUAGUUUAUGUACAUAAGACUGAAGAAAUAUCUGAUGACUCAACUACGGACUUCAUUCUUAAAUAUGAACCAGAAAAAGCGCAAGUUAUAGAAGAGCAGCCAGAGAAAAUUGAAAUAACUCAAGUUAAAACAGAGAGUGGCGAUGUGAAAAAGAUUAAAACUUCUAAAAGAACUAUAAAAAAGAAAAAAGAUGGCAAAGAAGAAAUUACUGAAAUAACGACCGUAGAGAAGGAUGAUCAAGCACCGAUAUCAAUAGUGACAGUAUCUGAAAAACCAGUAGAAGAGCCAUUGGUAUCUGAGGAUGUGGAAGAAGUCACUCGCAAACAUAAAAAGACUAUUAAGCGUGUGAAAAAAAUUAAAGCAGAUCAAAAUAUCGAAACAGCAGAUAUUAUAACAGAACCAUAUAAUGAAGAAACAACACCUGAAUUUACAGUUAAACAUACAUCUGAUAAAGCGGAUAUCAUAAAUGAUGUUCCAGAAAAAAUAGAAAUUUCUGAACUACCAGUUGAAAUAAUAACUGAAGAGGAGACACCUGAAACUAAAACAAAAAGGGUAAAAAUUGUAAAACGUACUGUUAAAAAGAAGAAAUCGAUUGACACUACAGACACUACAGAAGAUCAUGAAAAACAACCUACGAUUGCUGAAAUUGAUGAAGUGAAAGAUGAACCAAUUAAAGAAUUUACAGAAGUAUUAAAGUUGGAAGAGGUUCAACCUUCUAAAGUAAUCGAAUUGCCAGAAGAAGUUGAAAUUCAAGAAACUAAGACACCUGAAGGUAAAAUAAAGCAAAAGAAAAUUAUCAAACGUAUCAUUAAAAAGAAAAUAGGUCCAAAAACAGAAACAACAGAAAUUACAACUGAACAAGAUGACGAUAGUCAACCUGUUGUUUCAGUUCACAAAACAGAAGAAUACACAGACAGUACUAUUGAGGAAUUUAAUGAUACAUAUGAACCUCAAAAAGCAUUACUAGUAGAAGAAAUACCCGAAACAGUAAAAGUAUCACAAGUUAGAACAGAAACAGGUGAUGUUAAGACAGUAAAAACUACAAAGCGAGUUAUAAAGUCGAAAAAAGGACCAAAGAAAGAGGUGACAGAGAUAGUUACUAUAGAAAAAGAAGGCGAAAGUCCAAUAACGACGGUGAAUGUAAUUAAAGAAGAAAUUCCUGAAGAGAAAGAAGAAAAACUAGUAGAAGUUGUGGAAUUACCUGAAGAAAUAGCGGUUGUGGAAACUAAAACGCCAGAAGGCAAACUUGAAAAGAAAAAAGUUACAAAACGCGUAAUAAAAAGGAAGGUAGGUCCUAAAGUGGAAACAACAGAAAUUGUUACUGAACAACAAGAAAAUGAAGAGCCAGUUAUUUCUGUUAGUACUACAGAUGAAAUUGUAGAUGAAGAAUCUACACCGUUCACAAUAUUACAAACAGUAGCUACGGCAAAAACUAUAGAAGAGAUUCCAGAAACAGUUCAAGUUACACAAGUGCGUACAGAAAAGGGUGAUGUUAAAUCUGUUAAAACUACCAAAAGGGUAAUAAAAAAGAAAAAAGGACCAAAACAGGAAAUAACUGAGAUAACAACCAUAGAAAAACAAGAUGAGGCACCUAUCACAACUGUCACUGUGAUAGAAAAAGAUGAUAUACCUACAGAGGAAACGAAACCAAUAGAAAUGAUUGAGCUACCUGAAGAGACUUACGUUGAAGAGAUGAAAACUCCAGAUGGAAAAACUAAACAAAAGAAGAUAAUCAAACGCACUAUCAAAAAGAAAAUCGGUCCUAAAGUAGAAACAACUCAAAUUAUUUCUGAGCAAGAAGAUGAUACAAAGGAACCUUCUAUUUUUGUGCAUAAAACGGAAGAAACAUUAGAUGAUGUUACUAUACCACUAACCAUUACUCCAUAUGACAGUGAUAAAGCUAGAAUUGUGGAAGAAAUACCUGAAGAAGUCAGUGUUACACAAGUACGUACGGAAACAGGUGAAACUAAAUCUGUUAAAACUAUAAAACGAGUUAUUAAAAAGAAAAAAGGUCCUAAAGAAGAAGUAACUACCAUAACCACUGUUGAAAAGCAGGGAGAAACUCCUGUUACAACUGUCACAGUUAGUGAUAAAGAAGAUGUAGUUCCAAAAGUUGCUGUACCACUUGAGACAGUUGAGCUUCCGGAAGAAACAACUGUCGAAGAAUUUACAACUCCAGAAGGCACAACCAAGCUUAAAAAAGUUAUAAAGCGCACUAUAAAGAAAAAAGUAGGCCCUAAAGUAGAAACAACUCGAAUUGUCACAGAACAAGAAGAUGAAAGUCAAGAACCAAUAAUAUCUGUGCACAAAAGUGAAGAAAUUUUAGAAGAUUUUACCGUACCAUUAGAGCAGAUAUUAGAUGAACCUCAUAAAGCUGAUAUAGUUGAAGAAGUUCCCGAAGAUGUGAAAGUUACACAAGUAAGAACACAAUCCGGUGAAAAGAAAUCAGUAAAAACUACAAAACGAGUUAUCAAAAAGAAGAAAGGACCAAAAGAAGAAGUUACAGAAAUAGUCACUGUUGAAGCAGAAGGAGAAUUACCUAUUACUACUGUAAGUGUAGUCGAGAAAGACCACAUUCCUCAAGAAAAAGUAAUGCCGAUAGAGACUGUCGAACUACCUGAAGAGACUUUUAUUGAAGAAACUGUAACGCCAGAAGGUAUUACUAAAAAGAAAAAAAUAAUGAAACGUAUAAUAAAAAAGAAAGUUGGACCCAAAGUAGAAACAACAGAAAUCAUAACAGAACAAGGUGACAGUAAAGAACCUAUUAUCUCUGUACAUAAGACAGAAGAAAUAUUAGAAGAUGUCACCUCUCCUCUAGUCCAAAUGAUUCCUGAAUCUGACUCUGCUAGAAUUAUUGAAGAAAUUCCAGAGGACGUUAAAGUUACCCAAAUACGUACAGAAACAGGAGAAACUAAAUCUAUUAAAACCACAAAACGAGUCAUUAAAAAGAAAAAAGGACCCAAAAAGGAAGAGGUAACUGAAAUUACUACAGUUGAAGCCGAAGGAGACACACCUAUUACAACAGUAACGGUUACUGAAGAAGAAAUACCAAGUGAUGAAACACAUGAAGAUAUUAUUGAGGUCCCUGAAGAACCUAUUACUGAAGAAUCUAAAUCACCAGAAGGUAAGUCUAUCAAGAAAAAAGUUACAAAACGUGUUAUUAAAAAGAAAACAGAGCCCAAAACUGAAACAUCACAAAUAACUAUCGAAGAAGACUAUAAACAACAACCUAUUUCAACACACACAACAGAAGACAUUAUUGACGAUACCACUACACCACUUAUUACUUCACAUGAACCAAUAAAAGCAAAAAUUGUUGAAGAAACGCCAGAAAAAUAUAAUAUUACUGCAACAUUAACACACAUAGACGAAAUUAAAUCAGACAAGACCACUAAAAAGGUAAUUAAAAAGAAAAAAGACCGCAAGAUCGAAGAAGAAACUAUUGCACAUCUAGAUAGUCAACCAAUUGAAAUAAUAGAACUACCUGAAGAAACAACUGUGGAAGAAACUGAAACACCUGAAGGUUUUGUAACGAAAAAGAAAAUAACUAAACGUGUAAUUAAGAAAAAGAAGGGCCCCAAAUUAGAAACAACAGAAAUAGUUAGCGAACACGUAGAUAAUAAAGAACCAAUAGUAUCUGUACAUACUACAGAAGAUAUCAUAGAAGAUACUGUUUCACUAUUUACAGAUACCGUACAAACACCAGAAAAAGCUGUACUGAUAGAGGAAAUUCCCGAGAAAGUAGAAAUAACACAAGUUCGUACAGAAUCUGGUGAAAUUAAAUCAGUUAAGAAAACAAAACGAGUUAUUAUGAAAAAAAAAGGACCUAAAAAAGAAGUUACAGAAAUUACUACCAUAGAAAAAGAUGGUGAAUCACCAAUAACAACAGUAAAUGUUAUUCCGCAAGAAAUACUCGAAGAGGACAAAGUUUUAGAAACAAUUGAAGCGGUAGAGUUGCCUGAAGAAACUACUGUCGAAGCAAUAGAAUCCACAGAUGGUAAACCAAAAUUCAAAAAAGUUACAAAACGUAUUAUUAAAAAGAAGAAAGGACCUAAAAUUGAAACAACUGAAAUUACUACGGAAGAAGAAGAUAAUAAACAGCCCGUAGUCUCAAUUCACACUGUGGAAGAAGUAGUGGAUGAGACCAGUCUACCGUUUACAGAGAAAAAUCAAGCACCAGAUACUGUUACAGUUAUUGAAGAAAUCCCUGAAAAAGUAGAAAUUACACAAGUACGAACAGAAUCUGGUGAAGUUAAAUCAGUGAAGACUGUAAAAAGGGUAAUUAAAAAGAAAAAAGGUCCAAGCAAGGAAAUUACUGAAAUUACAAGAAUAGAAACGGAAGGUGAAACUCCAUUUACUACUAUCACGGUUAGUGAAGAAAAAGUUCCAGAAGAAGAUGACUUGAUUGUAAAUGAAACCACUGAAAUACCUGAAGAAAAAUCUGUUGAAGAUUUUCAGGAUGGUAAGCUUAAUGAAAAGAAAAUUGUUAAACGUAAAAAGAAAGUAGGGUCUAAAACUAAACCAAUACAAAUAACUACUGAAGAACAAGACAAUAAACAAUAUACAAUAUCAGUACACACUACCGAAGAAAUCAGUGAUGACACCACUACACCACUCGAACAUACAUUACGUCCACAAGACACAGCUAAUAUACUAGAUGAAACAUCUGAAAAAGUAAAAGUCACUCAAAUUCAUACAAAAAUUAGUGAAGAUACGCCUAUUAUCGAUACAGAGCGCGUUACAAAGAAGAUUAAAAAACCCAAGAAAAAGACCGUUGAAUAUGACGACGUUUUUGAGGAAAUUACACCUAAAAACGAAGAAGAUAGAAUCAAAUCACCUGAAUUUAUUGUAGAAGAAAUUGAAACUCCUCAUGAAAUAUCAAAAGUUACACCGGUUUCACCAAAAUCAUCUGACACUGAAGAAACUGAAGAGAUUGUAACCAAAUUUGUACAAGCUCCAGGAAGCGGAGAACCGAUACAAAUAAAAACCAAGCGCACAAUAUUAAGAAAAAUUAAAAAGAAAGGUGGCAAAGACGUUGAUGAAGGUGAUAUUGUUAUUGAAGAAAGUCUCGAUGACGACGAUAAGAAACAACCGCAACAAAAAGUACUCCACGAAGUUAAUAUUGAAGAAUACGAAGGAGAUGAGACUGUUGUCGACGAUUCAGAAAAAAGUACAAUCGAGAUGCCUGAAGAACAUUUGCCAAUACCAAAACUACCAUCUCAAGUUCAAAUAGAAGAAAUGACAGAAGAAGAUGAAAUACCUGCAGUGAAAAUUAUAGAGCUACCUGAAGAAACUGUUGUAGAAGAGUAUAAGACACCAGAAGGGACAAAGAAAAAGAAAAUCACCAAACGUGUAAUCAAAAAGAAAGUGGGUUCCAAAGUAGAAACUACAGAAAUAGCCACGGAAGAAGAAGAUAACAAAGAGCCGAUUGUCUCUGUAAGUAAGACAGAAGAAGUAGUAGAUGAGACACUCGACGACUUUGCAGUCACAUAUAAACCUGAAGUAGCACAAAUCAUUGAAGAAUCUCCAGAACAGGUUGAGAUUAUUCGAGUUCGCACAGAAACUGGUAAAACAAAAGAUAUAAAAACGUCGAAAAGAAUUAUUAAAAAGAAAAAAGGCGACGCGAAUGAAAUUACGGAAAUAACAACAAUUCAAGAAGAUGGAGAAGCACCGGUUACAACAGUGACAAUAAAAGAAUCAGUGCCUGAAAUGGUAGAAGUCACAGAAACAGAAGAAGUAAUAGAAUUGCCUGAAGAAAUAGUAGUAGAGGAAAAGAAAGGACCAGAUGGAAGUACAAAACAAAAGAAAACCAUAAAGAGGAUAAUUAAAAAGAAGAAAGGACCAAAAAUAGAAACCACGGAGAUAACAACUGAGCAAGAAGACGAUAAGCAACCAGUAGUUUAUGUACAUAAGACUGAAGAAAUAUCUGAUGACUCAACUACGGACUUCGUACUUAAAUAUGAACCAGAAAAAGCGCAAGUUAUAGAAGAGCAGCCAGAGAAAAUUGAAAUAACUCAAGUUAAGACAGAGAGUGGCGAUGUGAAAAAGAUUAAAACUUCUAAAAGAACUAUAAAAAAGAAAAAAGAUGGCAAAGAAGAAAUUACUGAAAUAACGACCGUGGAGAAGGAUGAUCAGGCACCGAUAUCAAUAGUGACAGUAUCUGAAAAACCAGUAGAAGAAACAUUGGUACCCGAAGACGUAAAAGAAAUCAGUGACAAACGUAAAAAAUCGAUCAAACGGGAUAGAAAAAAGAAAGGAGAAGAAAAAUUAGCAGACACAUCAACGAUAUCAGACAUUAGUGAUAUUAUAGAAGAAGCAGUUACAAAACAGAAACCUGACAUUGAAGCAAUUACAGAUAUUUUAGAAACAGAUGUACCUGACGAAGUAAUGGCUGAGGAAAUAAUAGCACCAGAAGGUAAGUCUAGAAAAACAAAGGUAACAAAACGCACAACAAAAAAGAAAAUACAAUCGAUAGCAGAACAUACUUCAGACCAAGACGACACAACACCUAAAAUAUCUUCACUACUCGACGAGAAAACAGAUGACACUAAAAAUAUACAUACAGACAAAACAGAAUCAUUACAAAUUGAAGAAAUAAAACCAACAGAGACAAUCGAAUUACCUGAACAAAUAAUACUUCAAAUGUCAGAAACACCAGAUGGAAAAGUAAAACAAAAGAAAAUUACAAAACGUAUCAUUAAAAAGAAAGUAGGUCCAAAAACAGAGGUAACUGAAAUCACUACUGAACAAGACGAUGACAAUCAUCCAGUCAUAUCAGUACACAAAACAGAAGAAAACACAGAUGACACAUUGCAAGAUUUAAUAGAUACACAAGAACCAUUAAAGACAUUAGUUGUUGAAGAAACUCCUGAAACAGUUAAUAUAACUCAAAUAAAGACAGAGACAGGCGAUAUUAAAGAAGUAAAAACAACGAAGAGAGUAAUAAAGAAGAAAAAAGGUACUGCAAAAGAAGUAACGGAGAUAAUUACAACGGAAAAAGAAGGAGAAAGUCCAAUAACAAUUGUAAGCGUUACAGAAGAAAAACUUCCUGAAGAUACAAAAGAAGAACCAAUAAACAUUAUUGAACUGCCGGAAGAAACAAUAAUUACAGAAAUAAAAACACCAGAGGGCAAAUUUAAAACGAAGAAAAUUUCGAAACGAGUCAUUAAAAAGAAAGUCGGGCCUAAAUUGGAAACAACAGAGAUCCUCACUGAACAACAAGGAAACGAGGAACCAAUCAUUUCUGUAAGUAAGAUGGAGGAACUUGUUGAGGAAGAAACUAUACCAUUCACUAUAUCAGAAACAGUAGACUCAGCUAAAGUAUUCGAAGAGAUUCCAGAAACCGUCCAAGUUACCCAAGUGCGUACUGAAGAAGGUGACAUUAAAACCAUUAAAACAACCAGAAGAGUAAUAAAGAAGAAAAAAGGACCCAAGCAAGAAAUAACCGAGAUAACGACUAUUGAAAAAGAAGAUGAGGCCCCAAUAACAACUGUUAGUGUGACAGAAAAAGAUGACGUACCGAUAACGCCGAUAGAAACGAUUGAACUACCGGAAGAAACUUAUGUUGAAGAAACGAAAACUCCGGAGGGCAUGAUUAAACAGAAGAAGAUAACCAAGCGUACUAUCAAAAAGAAAGUCGGUCCUAAAAUCGAAACAACUCAGAUUCUCUCUGAACAAGAAGACGAAAUGAAAGAACCAAUUAUUUCUGUACAUAAAACAGAGGAAGUAUUAGAUGAUGUUACUACACCACUCGCAGUCGCACCAUAUGAUACUGACAAAGCUAGAAUAAUCGAAGAAGUACCUGAAGAGGUAAAAGUUACCCGAGUGCGUACAGAAACAGGUGAAACUAAAUCUAUAAAAACCACAAAACGAGUUAUUAAGAAAAAGAAAGGACCGAAGGAAGAAAUAACUAUUAUUACUACUGUAGAAAAAGAAGGAGACACUCCAGUCACCACUGUCACAGUCACCGAUAAAGAUGAUACACUUCCAGAAGUAAAAGCAAUGGUAGAUACCUUUGAGCUACCAGAGGAAAUAACCGUGGAAGAAUUUACAACACCUGAAGGUACUACUAAGCUUAAGAAAGUUACAAAACGAACAAUAAAGAAAAAAGUGGGUCCUAAAGUGGAAACAACAAACAUCUUCACAGAACAAGAAGACGAAACACAAGAACCAGUAAUAUCUGUUCACAAAACUGAAGAAAUCUUAGAUGAUAUAACAAAACCACUUGAGACAUUAUUGGAUCUGCCCCACGAGGUUAAAGUUGUCGAAGAAGUGCCCGAAGAAGUUCAAGUUACACAAGUAAAGACGAAAUUCGGUGAAACUAAAUCGGUGAAAACUACAAAGCGGGUAAUCAAAAAGAAAAAGGGACCCAAGGAAGAGGUUACUGAAAUUACUACUAUUGAAAAAGAUGGCGAAUCACCAAUAACUACUGUACAUGUUACGGAGAUAGAGGAUCAAAAACCAACAGAGACAAUAGAAUUGCCAGAAGAGACCUCUGUGGAAGAAUAUAAUACACCAGAAGGUGAAACUAAACAUAAGAAAGUAACUAAACGUACAAUUAAAAAGAAAAAGGGUCCUAAAAUCGAAACAACACAAAUAGUUACCGAGGAAUGCGAUGAUAAUGAGGAACCUAUCAUUUCGGUACACAAAACGGAAGAAAUUAUUGACGAUAUUACUACACCAUUCGAAAGAAUAUUAGUUGAACCUGAUAAAGCUAGAAUCGUGGAAGAAAUUCCUGAAGACGUCAAAGUUACACAAGUAAGAACAGAAACCGGUGAAACAAAGUCAGUGAAAACUACUAAACGUGUACUCAAGAAGAAGAAAGGACCAAAGGAAGAAACUACUGAAAUUACUACUAUUGAAACAGAAGGAGAAAAGCCUGUUACAACUGUAUUCGUAACUGAAAAGGAAGAUUUUCCUAGAGAAGAUACGAUUCCAACACAGAUCGUUGAAUUACCAGAGGAAAUCUCUGUUGAAGAAUACAAAACUCCGGAUGGAAUUACUAAGCAGAAGAAAGUAAUUAAGCGCACAAUUAAGAAAAAACUGGGACCUAAAGUAGAAACAACAGAAAUUGUUACUGAACAUGACGACGAGGCUAAAGAACCGACUAUUUGUGUACAUAAGACUGAAGAAAUUGUAGAGGACGCAACAGUCCCGUUAGAACAAAUGUUAAGCGAACCUGAUGAAGCCAGGAUUGUAGAGGAAGUGCCCGAGGAUGUAAAAGUUGAGCAAGUACGAACAGAAACAGGAGAGAUUAAGUCUGUAAAAACUAUUAAACGCGUAAUCAAGAAAAAGAAAGGACCAAAAGAAAUUGUAACUGAAAUUGUAACCAUCCAUGCAGACGGAGAUGUUCCAGUUACUACGGUAAGUGUAACCGAGAAAGACGAGACUCCUAAAGAGGACUCCACUCCGACAGAAAUUAUUGAACUACCAGAACAGACUGUUAUUGAAGAAUUUCAAUCUCCGGAAGGUGUGAUUAAACAAAAGAAAACUGUGAAACGUGUAAUCAAAAAGAAAGUUGGUCCUAAACUUGAAACAACGCAAAUAAUCACAGAACAUGAUGAUGAAAGUAAGGAACCAGUUAUUUCUGUACUACGCACAGAAGAUAUAUUAGAAGAUGCUGCUAUCCCACUGGAGCAAUUGGUUGAAACAUUUGACGUAGCUAAGACUAUUAAAGAUGUACCAGAAGAUCUCAAAAUUACGCAAGUGCAUCCGCUAAUAGAUCAAUCAAAGACUACCAAAACAACAAGGCGAAUUAUCAAGAAAAAGAAGGAGCCAAAGGAAAAAGUUACUGAAAUUACUGUAGCGGAAGCAGAAGAUGAUAAGCCUGUCACAAUAGAGGAUAUUACUGAAAAGGAUGAAACCCCUGAAGAAAAUAUUAAGCGAACAGAUAUAAUAGAACUCCCAGAAGAAAUCAUUAUAGAACCAUAUAUAACUCCAGAAGGUGAAACUAAGCAAAAGAAGGUGACUAAACGCACUAUUAAAAAGAAAGUAGGACCCAAACUGGAAACUACACAAAUUGUUACAGAACAAAAAGAUGGUACUGAAGCUCCCAUUGUUUCAGUACAUAAAAUAGAAGAGAUAAUCGAUGAUGCUGCUGAGCCAUUUGAAAGACUAUUAGAUGAACCAGAUUCAGCUAGAAUAAUAGACGAAGUGCCUGAAGAAGUUAAAGUCACGCAAAUCCGUACAGAAGCCGGUGAAACAAAGUCAGUGAAGACUACAAAACGUAUUAUUAAAAAGAAGAAAGGUCCUAAAGAAGAAGUUACCGAAAUUACAACACUGAAACAAGAUGGAGAAUCACCUAUUACUACGGUAUAUGUGACUGAGAAGGAUGAUACUCCAAGAGAAGAUACAAAGCCAAUAGAAUCAAUCGAGUUACCUGAAGAAACUUUUGUUGAAGAGUACAAAACUCCUGAAGGUGAUAUUAAACAAAAGAAAGUAACUAAACGUAUUAUCAAAAAGAAAAUAGGUCCUAAAAUUGAAACGACACAAAUUAUCACUCAAGAUGACGAAGAAGAAAAACAACCCAUUAUUUCGGUACAGAAAACAGAAGAAAUAAUUGAUGAGAGCAUUGAACCUUUUGAAACAAUAUUAAAUGAACUUGAUACAGCUAAAAUUGUAGAAGAAGUACCCGAAGAUGUAAAAAUUACGCACGUUCAGACUAAAUCUGGUGAAACAAAAGCCAUUAAAACAACAAAACGAGUCAUCAAAAAGAAGAAGGGUCCAAAAGAAGAAGUUACAGAAAUCACUACCAUUGAACGGGAAGGAGAAAUACCUAUAACUACAGUGAACAUUAUGGAGACUGAAAAACCGAAAGAUGAGCAUACUUCUCAAUUUGUCCCAGAAACUUCAGAAGGUAAGUUGGUAAAGAAGAAAAUUGCUAAACGCAUUCACGAACAAAUGCCGGAAAAAGAGGUCACAAAAAUUGUUUGCGAAGAACAGACAACUAAAGAGUCACUCAUACACACCACAGAAGACAUCUUCGAUGACACUACUUUGCCACUCAUCACUACACAUAAACCAACGAAAGCACAUAUCAUUGAAGAGACACCUGAUCAAGUCGAAAUAUCCAUAGUACAAAUACAUUCAGACAACACAACACCCGCCAAAGUAACUAAAAAACCACUUAAAAAAGAAGAUAAAUCUCUUGAAGAAAGUUUGCCUAAGAAAGACGAGUCAAUAAAAAUUGUUGAACUUCCAGAGGAAAUAACUAUCGAAGAAACUAAAACGCCUGAAGGUAAAACAACAUCGAAGACUAUCACUAAACGAAUCAUUAAAAAAACCAAAGGCCCAAAGGUAGAAACUACAGAAAUAAUUAGUGAAAACAUAAAUAAUGAACAACCAAUAGUUACCGUACAUACUACAGAAGAUAUUAUAGAAGAUACAACUUCACCACUGACACAUGCUUUACAGACACCGGAUAAAGCAGUUUUCGUAGAAGAAAUUCCCGAGAAAGUAGAAGUAACGCAAGUUCGUACUGAAACUGGACAAAUAAAAUCAGUUAAGAAAACAAAACGAGUUAUUAUGAAAAAUAAAGGCCCUAAAAAGGAAAUUACAGAGAUCACUACCGUAAAGACUGAUGAUGAAAUGCCGAUUACCACUGUGAAUGUUGUUACACAAGAAGUUCCAGAAGAGAAAGAAGUAUCAGAAACAAUAGAAGCGAUAGAAUUUCCUGAAGAAACUACUAUUGAAGCAAUUGAAUCUUCAGAUGGUACACCCAAAUCUAAAAAAGUUACAAAACGCGUAAUCAAAAAGAAAGUAGGGCCCAAAGUUGAAACAACUGAAAUCACCACAGAAGAGGAGGAUAACAAAGAACCUCUAAUAACUAUACACACCGUAGAGGAUAUCGUUGAUGAAGAUAGUUCAGUGUUUCCAGAGGAAUUAUAUAAAACUGAUAAGGCAGAGGUCGUAGAAGAAAUUCCUGAAAAAGUUGAAAUUACACAAGUACGAACUGAAACUGGUGAAGUUAAGCCAGUAAAAACUACAAAAAGAGUAAUUAAGAAGAAAAAAGGUCCACGUGAAGAAAUCACAGAAAUUACGAAAACUGAAAUUGAAGGCCAAAGUCCGGUUACCACAAUAACAGUUAGUAAUGAAGAAAUACCUGAAGAAGUUUUAGCAGAAAGUGACGUUAAAUUGGAAGAGCCUGCAGAACAUGUGGAAAUUCGAGAGGGUAAGACGAAGAAAAUAUCUAUUAACAAAAACAAAAUAUCUCCUAAAACACAUGAAACUCAACCCACUACCAACGUACAAGACAAUCAACAAUAUACACAAGCUUAUACAAUAGAAGAAAUUCCAGAUGACAUUUUAGGACAACUAGAACACAAAAUUCCUGUAAAGGAAAAGGCAAAAAUUUUACACGAAUCAUUAGAAACUCUCCAUAUUCAAUAUUCAGAAUAUGAUACAUCAACAAAUAAAACUAUAAUCAUAAACGAAGACAUCAAUUCACCAAAAACCAAAAUAUCACAAAAUACAGAAGCCAAAUUUAAUAACAAACCAAAGAUACACUAUAAACACCCCAAAGCCAAAGUAGGGUUGAAUACCGAUUUGACACAUAAAACUCCUGCAAACGAGGACGAAACUCAAUUUAAUACAUAUGUACACACAAUAGAAGAUUAUGAUUCAGACACUAUUACACCGUUUGAAAACACUUCAUUCUUACCAGUCAAAGCACACAUUACUGAAGAGACCUCUCUUAAAAUACACGCAACACAGGUUCAAGUCCCAUUUAAUCAAAUUAUUGAAACGCCAAACAAAUCAGAAAGUAUUACUAUAAAAUCCACAUCAAGAUGUGGUAAAUACAUAACAAAAUUACCAUCAGACGAUGUUAAUGUUAUGGUUUCAAAACCUGCUGAGGAAAUAUCACAACAUAAUACAGAUCUUGCUGAUGAAACUCUAUUAACUGAAGAUGAAAAGGCAAAGAGCAAACUUAAAACGAAGAAAAUUUCGAAACGAGUCAUUAAAAAGAAAGUCGGGCCUAAAUUGGAAACAACAGAGAUCCUCACUGAACAACAAGGAAACGAGGAACCAAUCAUUUCUGUAAGUAAGAUGGAGGAACUUGUUGAGGAAGAAACUAUACCAUUCACUAUAUCAGAAACAGUAGACUCAGCUAAAGUAUUCGAAGAGAUUCCAGAAACCGUCCAAGUUACCCAAGUGCGUACUGAAGAAGGUGACAUUAAAACCAUUAAAACAACCAGAAGAGUAAUAAAGAAGAAAAAAGGACCCAAGCAAGAAAUAACCGAGAUAACGACUAUUGAAAAAGAAGAUGAGGCCCCAAUAACAACUGUUAGUGUGACAGAAAAAGAUGACGUACCGAUAACGCCGAUAGAAACGAUUGAACUACCGGAAGAAACUUAUGUUGAAGAAACGAAAACUCCGGAGGGCAUGAUUAAACAGAAGAAGAUAACCAAGCGUACUAUCAAAAAGAAAGUCGGUCCUAAAAUCGAAACAACUCAGAUUCUCUCUGAACAAGAAGACGAAAUGAAAGAACCAAUUAUUUCUGUACAUAAAACAGAGGAAGUAUUAGAUGAUGUUACUACACCACUCGCAGUCGCACCAUAUGAUACUGACAAAGCUAGAAUAAUCGAAGAAGUACCUGAAGAGGUAAAAGUUACCCGAGUGCGUACAGAAACAGGUGAAACUAAAUCUAUAAAAACCACAAAACGAGUUAUUAAGAAAAAGAAAGGACCGAAGGAAGAAAUAACUAUUAUUACUACUGUAGAAAAAGAAGGAGACACUCCAGUCACCACUGUCACAGUCACCGAUAAAGAUGAUACACUUCCAGAAGUAAAAGCAAUGGUAGAUACCUUUGAGCUACCAGAGGAAAUAACCGUGGAAGAAUUUACAACACCUGAAGGUACUACUAAGCUUAAGAAAGUUACAAAACGAACAAUAAAGAAAAAAGUGGGUCCUAAAGUGGAAACAACAAACAUCUUCACAGAACAAGAAGACGAAACACAAGAACCAGUAAUAUCUGUUCACAAAACUGAAGAAAUCUUAGAUGAUAUAACAAAACCACUUGAGACAUUAUUGGAUCUGCCCCACGAGGUUAAAGUUGUCGAAGAAGUGCCCGAAGAAGUUCAAGUUACACAAGUAAAGACGAAAUUCGGUGAAACUAAAUCGGUGAAAACUACAAAGCGGGUAAUCAAAAAGAAAAAGGGACCCAAGGAAGAGGUUACUGAAAUUACUACUAUUGAAAAAGAUGGCGAAUCACCAAUAACUACUGUACAUGUUACGGAGAUAGAGGAUCAAAAACCAACAGAGACAAUAGAAUUGCCAGAAGAGACCUCUGUGGAAGAAUAUAAUACACCAGAAGGUGAAACUAAACAUAAGAAAGUAACUAAACGUACAAUUAAAAAGAAAAAGGGUCCUAAAAUCGAAACAACACAAAUAGUUACCGAGGAAUGCGAUGAUAAUGAGGAACCUAUCAUUUCGGUACACAAAACGGAAGAAAUUAUUGACGAUAUUACUACACCAUUCGAAAGAAUAUUAGUUGAACCUGAUAAAGCUAGAAUCGUGGAAGAAAUUCCUGAAGACGUCAAAGUUACACAAGUAAGAACAGAAACCGGUGAAACGAAGUCAGUGAAAACUACUAAACGUGUACUCAAGAAGAAGAAAGGACCAAAGGAAGAAACUACUGAAAUUACUACUAUUGAAACAGAAGGAGAAAAGCCUGUUACAACUGUAUUCGUAACUGAAAAGGAAGAUUUUCCUAGAGAAGAUACGAUUCCAACACAGAUCGUUGAAUUACCAGAGGAAAUCUCUGUUGAAGAAUACAAAACUCCGGAUGGAAUUACUAAGCAGAAGAAAGUAAUUAAGCGCACAAUUAAGAAAAAACUGGGACCUAAAGUAGAAACAACAGAAAUUGUUACUGAACAUGACGACGAGGCUAAAGAACCGACUAUUUGUGUACAUAAGACUGAAGAAAUUGUAGAGGACGCAACAGUCCCGUUAGAACAAAUGUUAAGCGAACCUGAUGAAGCCAGGAUUGUAGAGGAAGUGCCCGAGGAUGUAAAAGUUGAGCAAGUACGAACAGAAACAGGAGAGAUUAAGUCUGUAAAAACUAUUAAACGCGUAAUCAAGAAAAAGAAAGGACCAAAAGAAAUUGUAACUGAAAUUGUAACCAUCCAUGCAGACGGAGAUGUUCCAGUUACUACGGUAAGUGUAACCGAGAAAGACGAGACUCCUAAAGAGGACUCCACUCCGACAGAAAUUAUUGAACUACCAGAACAGACUGUUAUUGAAGAAUUUCAAUCUCCGGAAGGUGUGAUUAAACAAAAGAAAACUGUGAAACGUGUAAUCAAAAAGAAAGUUGGUCCUAAACUUGAAACAACGCAAAUAAUCACAGAACAUGAUGAUGAAAGUAAGGAACCAGUUAUUUCUGUACUACGCACAGAAGAUAUAUUAGAAGAUGCUGCUAUCCCACUGGAGCAAUUGGUUGAAACAUUUGACGUAGCUAAGACUAUUAAAGAUGUACCAGAAGAUCUCAAAAUUACGCAAGUGCAUCCGCUAAUAGAUCAAUCAAAGACUACCAAAACAACAAGGCGAAUUAUCAAGAAAAAGAAGGAGCCAAAGGAAAAAGUUACUGAAAUUACUGUAGCGGAAGCAGAAGAUGAUAAGCCUGUCACAAUAGAGGAUAUUACUGAAAAGGAUGAAACCCCUGAAGAAAAUAUUAAGCGAACAGAUAUAAUAGAACUCCCAGAAGAAAUCAUUAUAGAACCAUAUAUAACUCCAGAAGGUGAAACUAAGCAAAAGAAGGUGACUAAACGCACUAUUAAAAAGAAAGUAGGACCCAAACUGGAAACUACACAAAUUGUUACAGAACAAAAAGAUGGUACUGAAGCUCCCAUUGUUUCAGUACAUAAAAUAGAAGAGAUAAUCGAUGAUGCUGCUGAGCCAUUUGAAAGACUAUUAGAUGAACCAGAUUCAGCUAGAAUAAUAGACGAAGUGCCUGAAGAAGUUAAAGUCACGCAAAUCCGUACAGAAGCCGGUGAAACAAAGUCAGUGAAGACUACAAAACGUAUUAUUAAAAAGAAGAAAGGUCCUAAAGAAGAAGUUACCGAAAUUACAACACUGAAACAAGAUGGAGAAUCACCUAUUACUACGGUAUAUGUGACUGAGAAGGAUGAUACUCCAAGAGAAGAUACAAAGCCAAUAGAAUCAAUCGAGUUACCUGAAGAAACUUUUGUUGAAGAGUACAAAACUCCUGAAGGUGAUAUUAAACAAAAGAAAGUAACUAAACGUAUUAUCAAAAAGAAAAUAGGUCCUAAAAUUGAAACGACACAAAUUAUCACUCAAGAUGACGAAGAAGAAAAACAACCCAUUAUUUCGGUACAGAAAACAGAAGAAAUAAUUGAUGAGAGCAUUGAACCUUUUGAAACAAUAUUAAAUGAACUUGAUACAGCUAAAAUUGUAGAAGAAGUACCCGAAGAUGUAAAAAUUACGCACGUUCAGACUAAAUCUGGUGAAACAAAAGCCAUUAAAACAACAAAACGAGUCAUCAAAAAGAAGAAGGGUCCAAAAGAAGAAGUUACAGAAAUCACUACCAUUGAACGGGAAGGAGAAAUACCUAUAACUACAGUGAACAUUAUGGAGACUGAAAAACCGAAAGAUGAGCAUACUUCUCAAUUUGUCCCAGAAACUUCAGAAGGUAAGUUGGUAAAGAAGAAAAUUGCUAAACGCAUUCACGAACAAAUGCCGGAAAAAGAGGUCACAAAAAUUGUUUGCGAAGAACAGACAACUAAAGAGUCACUCAUACACACCACAGAAGACAUCUUCGAUGACACUACUUUGCCACUCAUCACUACACAUAAACCAACGAAAGCACAUAUCAUUGAAGAGACACCUGAUCAAGUCGAAAUAUCCAUAGUACAAAUACAUUCAGACAACACAACACCCGCCAAAGUAACUAAAAAACCACUUAAAAAAGAAGAUAAAUCUCUUGAAGAAAGUUUGCCUAAGAAAGACGAGUCAAUAAAAAUUGUUGAACUUCCAGAGGAAAUAACUAUCGAAGAAACUAAAACGCCUGAAGGUAAAACAACAUCGAAGACUAUCACUAAACGAAUCAUUAAAAAAACCAAAGGCCCAAAGGUAGAAACUACAGAAAUAAUUAGUGAAAACAUAAAUAAUGAACAACCAAUAGUUACCGUACAUACUACAGAAGAUAUUAUAGAAGAUACAACUUCACCACUGACACAUGCUUUACAGACACCGGAUAAAGCAGUUUUCGUAGAAGAAAUUCCCGAGAAAGUAGAAGUAACGCAAGUUCGUACUGAAACUGGACAAAUAAAAUCAGUUAAGAAAACAAAACGAGUUAUUAUGAAAAAUAAAGGCCCUAAAAAGGAAAUUACAGAGAUCACUACCGUAAAGACUGAUGAUGAAAUGCCGAUUACCACUGUGAAUGUUGUUACACAAGAAGUUCCAGAAGAGAAAGAAGUAUCAGAAACAAUAGAAGCGAUAGAAUUUCCUGAAGAAACUACUAUUGAAGCAAUUGAAUCUUCAGAUGGUACACCCAAAUCUAAAAAAGUUACAAAACGCGUAAUCAAAAAGAAAGUAGGGCCCAAAGUUGAAACAACUGAAAUCACCACAGAAGAGGAGGAUAACAAAGAACCUCUAAUAACUAUACACACCGUAGAGGAUAUCGUUGAUGAAGAUAGUUCAGUGUUUCCAGAGGAAUUAUAUAAAACUGAUAAGGCAGAGGUCGUAGAAGAAAUUCCUGAAAAAGUUGAAAUUACACAAGUACGAACUGAAACUGGUGAAGUUAAGCCAGUAAAAACUACAAAAAGAGUAAUUAAGAAGAAAAAAGGUCCACGUGAAGAAAUCACAGAAAUUACGAAAACUGAAAUUGAAGGCCAAAGUCCGGUUACCACAAUAACAGUUAGUAAUGAAGAAAUACCUGAAGAAGUUUUAGCAGAAAGUGACGUUAAAUUGGAAGAGCCUGCAGAACAUGUGGAAAUUCGAGAGGAUCAUUUAGACUUACCUAGUGAUACAGAGUCACCGAAGGCACCAACCGAACUAAAACCUCAAGAAAAGAAGCCAAAGAAGAUCAAAAAGAAAGGAAAAGAAGAUUUGCCAAAAGGUGACGAUGAAGAAACAACAGAAAGUAACAAAGUAGAUGAAAAAGAACCAGUUAUAUCAAAUGAAAUUACAGAAAAGAAGGAACCAAAGAAACUGAAAUUAACACCAAUGAAAAUUGAAAAAAUGAAAAUUAGUGAAGCUCAACAUGCUGAAAAUAUAGAAAGACCUCAGUUUGCUAAAUUAAAAUUGAAGAAACCAGUACCAAAACCAAAACAAGAACAAUCUACAGUUACGUUACCCAAGUUCCAGCUAAAAAGUCGUAUCAAAUAUAUUACUGACUGGCCACCACAAGAUAUAAAGCCUAUUAUUAGCUUUUUGGGUAGCGUUCGACAAAAUGGAGAAUUAUCUAGAAACAUUAAGGAAGCUGCGAAGAUUAAAAAGAAACCUAUAAAAGUAUCUAUGCCAGAAUUCGAAAAAGCAGAACUAGAGAAACCAGAACAAUUUGAAUUUUCUCCAGAUAAAGAAGAAAUUAUCUCUGAGGAAUCGAAAUUAGAAGUUGACGAAAAGGACGACAAGCCCAUCACGGAAGAAAAACAUAUUACAGAUAUUCCUCAUAAACCUUUACAACCAGAAGCCACAGAAACUACUAAAACUAAAACUAAAAAACCAACAGUCACUGAAGAUUUACCUGAAGAGAAAAUAUUAGAACCAAAAACAAAAGAAGAAACAAGUGAAGAUAUUGUAAAUCUUGACGUACAAGAUAUUAAACCCGAAGAAACUUUAGUGGAAUCUAAGGAAAUUGUUAAAAAAGUAAUAAAGAAAACACCUAAACCAACUGAUAAAAAAGAUGAACCAAUAAUUGAUAAAGAAGAGCCCAUUACUUCAGAAAUUGAAUCUAAACCUGAGCCCGAAGAUAAAAUUGAAGUUAUAGAAAAGAAACCUAAAAAACGAAAAGAUAAACCUAUACCAAAAGAAUUAAAAGAAGAGACGGAUACGGAAAAACCUAUAGAAAUUAUUGAUUCAAAACCAGACCAGGAAAUUAUUGAACAAGAAUCUAUAAACAAGGAACCGGAAAAAGAAGCUGAAAUCAUUGAAGAAAAACCGAAACCUGUAAAGAAAAUAAAGAAAAAAGUUAUUGCAAAAGACAUCAAACCACAAAUUGAAGAAGAUAUAACUCCGGAAACUGAAGAAAAAACUGAAGUUAUAACAGAACUUCAAGAAGAUUUAAUAUCAAAGGAGGAUAUUGUAUCCGAACCUCUUGUAAUUGAAGAAAAGCCUAAAAAAGUAAAAAAGAAAACUGUAAAACCUGAAAUAGAAAAAUCAGAAGAAAAGCCUGAAGAAAAGCCUGAAGAGAAACCCAUAUCUGAAGAAGGUCCUAAGGAAAUUCCAACUGUAAAAGAUAAAAAACCUAAGCCUAAACUAACACCAAUUAAGAUAGAAAGGAAAGUUCUUGAAAUAAGUAAACCACAGCACGCAGAAAGUGUCGAAGGUCCCCAGUUUACUAAACUUAAAUUAAAGAAAACUGUCUCUAAACCUAAACAGGAAAGUUCUGUAGUUACUUUACCAAAAUUCCAGUUAAAGAGUCGUAUCAAAUAUAUAAGAGACUGGCCUCCUCAAAUCAUACAACCAGUAAUAAGCUUCUUAGGAAGUGUGAAACAAAAUGGAAUAUUGUCAAGAAACGUGAAAGAGGCAGCAAAAAUUAAGAAAAAAGUAUAUAAAGAACCCGAAUUACCUGAAAUAGAAAAAACAGAAUUAGAAAAACCCUUGUUUGGAUAUGAGGAUAUCAUAGAAAGUAAAAAACAAGAAGAAUUGCCAAAGGAAGAUGUUGAAGAAAGCAAGGAUGAAGAACCUGAGCAAUUUACUAUAAAGCCAAGGCGUCCAAGUGUCAAAAAAUCUGAAGAAUUAGUAGAUGAAGUAACUAUAAAAAAGAAGUUAAAACCACUUCGAAAGUCAUCAGUGACAUUGCCAGAAAUAACUGAGCCAGAAAAUGUUACGUUUAGACCAAGAAGCACUAAAACAAAAGAAGAUGUUGAACAGGAAUUUAAUAUUCAAUUAGAUUCAUAUGCGGAAGAAGAAAUAUCAAUGUCUAGUAAAGUGAAAUUAAAACCACAAAAGCAACCUACCUUCAACGAAGAAGCCAAUGAAACAUCUAUUCAAUUUUAUGAAGAAAACGAGGGACCUGAUAUUGUAGAAAUAAUAGAAAGUGAAAUUGAGGAAGAGGAUGAAACGUCAAAUAUAAUGGUACCAUUAAAGAAACCAAAAAAAGUAAAGAAAACUUCAUCAGAAGACAUUACUUCAAACGUAACUAUAUCUAAACCAAAACGAACUGAAGAAAUAUCAGAAAUAACUGAAGAUGUAAAUCUUAAAUUAGAUAAGAAGCCUAAAUAUGUAAUUGAUGAUCAAGAAGAGGUAACGUUUGAUGUGAAAUCACAAACAGAUCAAUAUACACAAGAAGAAUUGUCACUUUCGAGUAAAAUAAAACUCAAACCGAAAAAGAAAGUAACUGUAUCAGAGGCUGCCGAUGAGGCAUCUAUACAAUUGACACAAGAAAUAGAGGAUGACAGUCAAGCAGAAGAGAUAAUUUUAAGCGAAGCCGAGUCAGAGGAUAAUGUGGAAUUCCGUAUCAAACGUAAGCCUAAAAAACCUACAUACGAGGUCAGUGAAGUGGAAGAGCUUAGUAUAGAACUGAAACCUAAAAAGAUAAAUGACGAUACAUUUGAGGAAGAGCAAUUAACCAUUUCAGCCAAACGAAAACCUAGGAAACCCUCACAAAUUCAAGAAGCCGACGUAUCUAUGAGCAUCUCCAGAGAACAAGAAUUUCCAGAAACACCUCUGGACGUGCGAAGUGGAGACACAGUUUUUGCUGUAUAUUCUUACGUAGCCGAAACUGAUGAAGCAAUAAACCUGGUUGAAGGAGAACGCCUUUAUAUACUGGAAACUACAAAUCAAGACUGGUGGUUUGUUCGCAAACAUCUUACUGAAGAAAAGGGAUGGGUUCCAGCACAAUACCUAAUGGACGAAGCAAAUUAUACUUUAUAUUUACAAAAGAAACUAAACGAGAAAAUUGACAAGCUUCCAGUAUUCGAAAAACCAGCAUCAGAGGAAAGGGCUAUAGCACCAAUAUUUGUAGAAAAGUUGCGUCCAAAACAUACACCAGACGGAUCAACUGUACAAUUUGAAUGCCAAGUUGAGGGUUACCCAAGACCACAAAUUACUUGGUUCAGACAGACAGCUAUAAUUAAACCUUCUCAAGACUUCCAAAUAUAUUACGAUGAUGACAAUGUAGCUACACUAGUGAUUCGUGAAGUAUUUCCUGAAGACGCUGGCACUUUUACAUGCGUAGCCAAAAAUGCUGCAGGUUUUGCUUCUAGUACUACAGAACUUAUAGUAGAAGCUCCUCUUUCUGAUCAUGGCUCUGAAAUGACUAUUUUAUCCAGAAAGAGCCUUUCGAGGGAAUCUUCGUUGGCUGAUAUUUUAGAAGGCAUUCCACCUACCUUCUCGAAAAGACCUAAAGCCCAGUAUGUUGAUGAGGGUUCUCAAAUAUUCUUGGAAUGCAGAUUAGUGGCUAUUCCAGAACCAGAUAUUGCUUGGUUCUUCAAAGGUGAAGAAAUAUUUCCAGAUGAAAAUAUAUCUGUAGCCACAGAAUCAGACAUGCACAUGUACUGUAGCGUGCUCAAAAUAUCAAACGUUAAAAAAUAUCAAGAAGGUACCUACACUGUCUUAGCCGUCAACAGAGAAGGCGAAGCUAGUUUACCUAUAGUAUUAAAGAUUAAAACUGGACAAAAGGAAAAACCCCAAGUGAUUGAACCUUUGAAGAAUAUGACCAUCAGAGAGGGCGAAAGUGUUGUUCUUACAACUCAGGUCGUCGGAAAUCCACAACCAACAGUAGCUUGGUAUAAAAAUAAUAAACCAGUUAAAUCAUUGGCUACAAAAUCUGAUGGCGAAACUCACACUAUUACUAUUAUAAAACCAAGAAAAAGCAAAGACGAUGGUGUAUAUACUCUCAAGGCCGUAAAUUCAGAAGGUUCCACAGAAACUAGUGCAGUCAUAACAAUAGAAGAACCAACAGAAGAAAAUGCUGAACCACCGCUAUUCAUUAAUAGAUUCCAAGAAAUCACUGUUAAAGAGAAAGGUACAAUAAAAUUGGUAGCGAAGGUAACUGGAAACCCUGUACCUAUAAUAACAUGGUACAGAAAUAAUGAAAUAAUUUCGCCCUCAGAAACAGUUACACAAACAUACGAUGGUGAAAAUAUUGAAUUAAUAAUAACAAAUGUCGAUUCUGAAAUUGAUUCUGGUGAUUAUAAAUGCGUAGCAUCAAAUAGCGCUGGUAAAGCUUCUCAUGGAGCACGUGUAACAAUUGACGUAGAUAAAGUAACAUUCGUCAAAAACUUAAAGAGCUCUUAUGAAAUUGAAGAAGGGAAAACAGUUGUACUGGAAUGUCAAACAUCACAUACAGUGUCUACAAAAUGGUAUCAUAAUGAUAAAGAACUCAGUGGUAUGGAUCACAGAGAAAUUAUACAAGAAGGACGUACUCACAAGUUGCGUAUCAAGAAAACGAAAUUAACUGAUAUUGGAUCAAUUAAAUGCGUUGUAAAAGACCAAGAAACUAGAACUAAAUUAACAGUACAUGAAACAAUACCAGAAUUCGUACGUAAGCUACAAGAUUUCGAAGUAAAAGAAAGGGAUAUUGCAAUUCUGGAGGUCGAGAUAAAUUCUGAAACUGCGGAUGUAUUCUGGGAAAAAGAUGGAGAGAGAAUCAAACCAAAGAAAAACAAAUAUGAAGUUGAGAAACGCGGUAAUGUGCGUAAGCUAUUUAUUAGAAAUACCUCAGUUCAUGAUGAAGGUGAAUAUACUUGUAUACUUCGAGAUGACUCUUGUACUGCUGAAGUAACCGUUGUCGAGUUACCACCAGAGAUAAUUUCACGUCUUCAAGACCAAUAUGUCAGUAAAGGCAACAAAGCAACGUUUGAAAUAGAACUUACAAAGGGUGAUGCACUUGUACAAUGGUUUAAAGAUGGGUCAGAAAUUCAAUUCUCAAAUCAUAUGCAACUAACAAUAGACGGAAAGAAACAAAAAUUGAAAAUAUAUGAUUGUGAAAUCUCAGACGCAGGAGAAUACGCAUGUGAAGUUGGAAGUGACAGAUGUACAGCAAAACUUAUCGUUGAAGAACCAUCCGUUGACUUUACAUUGCGGCUUCCAGAGGUUAUUGUAGUACCAGCAAAUACUGACGCUUACUUAACAGUUGAAAUUCCUGACGAAACUAUGGAUGUCACUUGGUAUAAAAAGAAAUCAAUAAUUAAAGAUAGUGAAAAGUUCACUCUUAUAUCGGAUGUUACUAAGCGUACACUUAUAAUUCGAAAAUGUACUGAAGAGGACCAAACUGAAUACUCAUGUGUAUUAUUGGAUGCCAAAUGUUCAACCAAAUUGAAAGUAGAAGUUUUAGAGUCAUCUCCAAGAAUUAUAUCUAGUGAUAGUGAAUACAGGGUUAAGAGAGGUACUGAUGUGACACUACAAGUUCAGUAUGAUGCCAUUCCUCAGCCUAACGAUGAAUGGGUUGUUAAUUCUAAAAUUAUUAAAAAGUCUAAGCACACGAAACCAUCAAUUGAUUCUAGAACAGCAAGCUUGACAAUUAAAAAAGUAGAAAAUACCGACGCCGGUAUUUACAAACUAAGGCUCGAAAAUAACUGCGGAGAAGUAGAAGUAGACAUAAAUGUAAUUGUAUUAGAUAUUCCAUCACCUCCUGGAAAACCGAACAUUUUAGAAACUGAUGAUACCUCUGUAAAUAUUUGCUGGGAUGCACCCGAAAGUAAUGGUUUCUCAGAAAUUGAUUGCUACAUUGUAGAGUAUCAAGAGAUAAAUACAACAGAGUGGCUGUCUAUUGAGAAUGUAAGAAAGACUCAAUACAGUGUAGAAAACCUAAAAACUAAAUCAUCAUACAGGUUUAGAGUAUUCGCCAUAAAUGAAGUUGGUGUAAGUGAAUCUUCGGAAGUCACCGAAUUUGUGAGAAUUGAAAAGAUAACUAAAUCUCAACCACCUACCGUUGAAAAACCUUUGAAAGAUGUAGUCGGAGAACCAGAUGAAGACGUAGAAUUAAUUUGUAUAUUUGGUGGCAUUCCUCAACCUAAAGUAACUUGGGUCAAAGACGGAAAGAAAUUGAAAACUGCUAAAGCUACAUAUGAAAAUAGAGUAGCAACUCUCGUUGUUACUACUACAACAACAUCUGAAGGGGAAUAUAAAUGUAUAGCUACUAAUGAAUAUGGCGAGGCUGAAACCACUUGUAAUGUUGAAGUUCAGCAAAAACCAAUUAUUAAUAUAUCAGAAAAUGAAAUCAACCAGAAACUCAGAGUUGGCGACGAAUGGUGUGUUACAGCUUACAUAAAAGGCAUACCUAAACCUGAAAUUACUUGGUAUAGAAAUGGUUCCAAAAUUGAAAGGUCAUCAGAAUUAGAAAUAAUUACACAAGAGGAUUGCAGCAUUAUUAAAAUAUCGAACUUAGACAGAUCUCAUACUAAUAAAUAUACUAUCGAAGCUUCCAAUAAGGCUGGCUCUAGUUCUGUUGAACUCUCACUAAGAGUAUACGAUAAACCAAGUCGACCAGAAGGUCCAGUGAUUAUGCGAGAAAUUAGCCGGGAAUCUGUAACAAUCGAAUGGAAACCACCCCUUGACGAUGGUGGUUUAGAAUUGACAAAAUACGCUAUAGAAAAGCAUGAACCAGACACAAACCAAUGGAUUAAGGUUGCUGACGUAGAUAGAGACGUGGAAACGUACUGUAUACAACGACUAAAUGAGAACUGUGAAUACUUAUUCCGCGUCAUGGCACAAAAUCCUAUUGGUUUCUCCGAAGCAUUAGAAAGUGAACCUAUUCUUAUUAAGACUGCUUUAGACGUUCCGUCGCCACCUUUAGGCCCUCUUGGCAUAUACGGUAUCGGCAGCGACUCACUGACUAUCACGUGGUAUCCAUCAGAAAGAAAUGGUGGCUCGCCAAUUCUGGAUUACAGUGUUGAAAUUAAACAAGAAGGCAAGAAGUGGAAGCAUAUAGCAACCGUUACAGAAACGAAAGCAAAAAUAGAGAAAUUGUCAACCAACACUACCUAUCAGUUCAGAAUAUGUGCUAGAAAUGAAAUCGGAACAAGUCUACCAUACACGUCUGAUGAAAAAAUAACUAUAGGAAAAACACUAUCACCACCUUCCCAGCCACGAAACUUCAUUAUAAAGGAAAUUACAUCGAGGUCUGUUACUUUGCAAUGGACUGCUCCAGAAAGCGAUGGUGGAAGUGUUAUUACAAAUUACAUAAUCGAAUACAAGAAUGUGAAAGGUAAAAAAUGGACCAAAGUAAUUACAGUGGGUGGUUCUGUAUAUGAGCACUGCAUUGAAAAUAUAAAAGAGAAAGAUGAGUUAGUGUUUAGAAUAUCUGCAGAGAAUGCAAUCGGCGUGAGCUUACCAACAGAGUCCCAGACAGUCAAAUUGGAAAAGCAUGCAACGGUACCAUCUCCGCCGACGGCCCCGUUGGAAAUCAGAACUGUGGGCAACAAUAUAGUGAUGACGUCGUGGGGUACUCCGGAAUGGGACGGUGGAGCACCUCUGCUUGGUUACAAUAUCGCCAUUCGUGACGUCACCAAAACCAUGUGGAUGGAAGUCGGAAAAGUUGACGCGCACACACUCAAGUUUAACAUACGCGAUCUAAGCGAGAAUCAUACGUACAUGAUUAGGAUAUACGCUCGCAACGAAAUUGGUCUCAGUGAACCACUCGAGUCCGACGAACCGUUCAAAGUGGUGCCUGGUGAAGAUUCGCACGCCGACGAGGAGCCUGGCGAACAUACGGAGUUGACUGAACCCACUUCAUUCAGCACGCAGACCACCACGUCAUGGCUCCGCGAGCAUAACAUGGACGCCGACAUCCGUUCAUACGCGCGCGGCUCUCUUCUGCGUCGCGACGAAUACUUCUUCAGGAUAUGGCAUUAUGCCAAACAACUAUUUAAAUGAUGCGACAAAAUCACGCACAAACAUUUUGACCUGUGAUAUUUAACGACAAAAUUCUUGUUCUAGUUGGCGGAUAGCAUUAGACAUACAGACAGUGCGUCCAAUCUCGAACUCUGCUAUUUUGUAAUUUUAUAAUACGAUUUUUUUUUAUAUCAAAUCAUAGUAUUUCAAAUAUUUAUUCUAGUUAAGAAUUAAAUUAUUUUAUUUAUUUAAUUUAUUGAACAAUAAAUUCUGAUGAUGAAGUUUGAAUCUCAUUCAAUAGUUAACGGGAGACGUAUUAAAUAUAGGUGCAUAAAUAUUAUUUCGAUAAAUUGAAUGAGGUACGAAUAACGUCAUCAGAUUUUAUAAAUUGAAAAAUUUAAUAAUACAUAUGAAUAGCAACUGU